AUGGAACUCCUUUGUGUCUGGUUAUUUUUUGUUACCCCAUUGGUCAUCAGUGCUCUCCCAGUGGAACCAAAGGGGGAUAUUCGAAAGCAAGCAGCUACAGGUUAGUACAGAAUGAAGACUGAUAUUGAACUCCGCCUUUUACUGAAUCAAGCAGAAAACAUGAGAGGCUUAUUCACUAAACAGGAAAUUUAGUUGACACGGAGAAUUUUAAGCAAAUUUACAACACAAACUUCCAAUUUUUAGCUAACUUUCCCUGUUUGGCUACUUUAACCUAAAUGUUUCAAUUCCCUUCUCAUUUCUCCAUUUCUUUGUUUAGUGAAUACACCCCUUAUGUUAAGACCUUAUCAGAAUUUGCUGACAUAUGUCAAAUUAUUUCCAAAAUGUAACAUUUUGUUUUGCAGCAAGCAGCUACUUUAAGACAAGGCAUAACUUUUAUUUUUGUAUAAUUUUGCCAUCUGUGUUCAUAAUGUUACUAACAAUACUAUAUAUUCAUUUGAAAUGUGUACCUCACACACAAGCAUGUGCAGAAAACUGUAAUCUAUGCAAUGCACCAGUGACACUGCAUUAUCCUGGCACUCUGUAAAUAUAUGUAUUUUAAUAUGCUGUAAACCGACUGAUUUAGACCUUAUUAAAAUGAUAUUGUACAGGAAAUGGCAGCAACAGCUGAGAACAUGACUGGCGGUUAUGGUGAUCCUUCUAGGCAAGAGAUCCUGUUUGCUUAGGCAGGAUAUUUUCUCAUAUGCUUAAAGAUAUUCUCACUACCUCCUGCUCAGUACCUUACAAAAAAAAAAAAAAAAAAAUAUAUAUAUAUAUAUAAUCUCAUAUUACAUGAGUAAAAAGCGAACGUCAAGGACGUUCUGGUUAUUCCUACUAUUUUAUAUUUAGAAAAUAAUUGAUAUGUUAACAGGAUGUAUUUUCCCAACAUAACCUGUCUGUUGACAUCUCUACAUAUCAUUAACCCAUUAAGGAUGGAGGCAAUUGUACAAGUUCAGACCAAUACAAAACCACGAAAUUGAGCUAUAUUUAUUUAUUUACAAAAUAUUUUACCAGGAUGGAUACAUUGAGAUUUCUCUUGUUUUCAAGUAUUUCCUGGGUCCACAAAACAUAGUAUCGUUACAAUUGGAUACAAUAUUACAAAAAAUACAAUAUACAAACAUAUGACUGAGAGCAAAAUAUUGUUUUGUGUCAAACUGGGUACAGCAAACAGGCUCCUCCGUGGACCGCCUGUUCGGCCAAUGCUACAGUGAAGGAGGUGAGGCUGCAAAACAGGCAGGGGGGGCGGGGACACACACACACAAAAGAAGGGUACAGGUUGGGAGGGGGAGCAAAGAAGGCAUGAGGGGAGUGGGCAAAAGGAUACAGUGUAUUGGGGACAAAUGAAGGGCACAGGAGGUGAGGGCUGGUCAAAGAGACACCCAGAGGUGCCAUGGGGAGACAAAGAAACAGAGGGGCACAAAGAGACACACAGUAUAUGUGUGUGUGUUGGAAGGCCAUUUUGCCUGAAUUUGUGGGAGGAGUUAUGAUUCCUAUUUAAACACCUUCCACCCUACUUACCUUUGUCCUGCAGCUGUUUGUCUUCUCCAUAGCAACCAGCACUUCUGGUCCGUUGUUCCCUCCAAAGUCUCCAGCAAGCAGUCUGUCGCCAGCAGCUCCUGCCUCUGACUUCCGUGCCCGUCCACCGACUUCGCUACUUGCUACACAGCUUCCGGUCACGUAAGCAUAACGUGGGAAAUAGCAUUCAGCUAUUUCCCACGUUCUGGCCUAAAAAUGCGGAAAUAGGCUCCCUUCAUUACUUACUCUGUUCGUGAACUUCUGUAUUCAUGCGGCUAACAGCCGACCGCAGAGUACACACUCCUUUCAUUUGUAUUUUCAUAUAAUCUAACUACCGACCGCACUAAACAGACUUACGUUCGUCUAUUUCACCCGUUCGUUCGUUCAGCUGACUGCAUAUACAACUGAAUUUCAUUUAGUCUUUUGUAUGCAUAAUUUAACCGACCGCAGGAGUUCUUUUCUCUUUACAGUCCUCUCGUUCGUUCGUUUAGCCGAACGCAGGAGGCUUCAGUGUUUAAAUUCGCAAUCUACUGGUAAAUGUACCUAGUUAUGCCAUUCACUUAAACGAAAGCACUCACAUUAUCUUAUCCUAUAUGAAUUUAUGUGUUUUAUUAUAUGUCUCUUAAAGUCAUCACUGGUUAAAUAAUAAUUUCUAUGUUUCACUAAUUCCCGUCUAUGGUCAUAUAAUUAUGGGACACCUAUUUUUCACAGGGUAAUCUUCUUAAAGGCACAGUUUGGCCACAAUCACUUUUUAUAAGUUACGAUAAAAAAUACACCUUCAGGCACCAUUAUUUAACCCCGCUGGGACUUGGUCUACUGUACAGUCUCUCCCCUUUCCCUAAGGUAUUAGUCUUCUAUGCAACUAAGGUCGCUCCGCUCAUAGGUUAAACUCUUACGGUCCUUUUUUCACCAGGCUCAUUACAGACCAUUAGCAUGAUUUUAAAACGUCUGUUCCUUAAAGGACCACUACAGGCACCCAGACCACUUCAGCUUAAUGAAGUGGUCUGGGUGCCAGGUCCAGCUACGGUUAACCCUUUUUUUUUUUUUAUAAACAUAGCAUAGGGAAACUGAUAUGUUUAUAAUAGGGCUAAUCCAGCCUCCAGUGGCUGUCUCUUGACAGCUGCUAGAGGCGCUUGCAUGCUUCUCACUGUGAUUUUCACAGUGAGAAGACGCCAGCGUCCAUAGGAAAGCAUUGUGAAUGCUUUCCUAUGGACUGGCUGAAUACGCGCGCGGGUCCUGCCACGCAUUCAGCUGAAGAGGAGGAGGAGAGCUCCCUGCCCGGCGCUGGAGAAAGGGGUAAGUUUAACCCCUUCCUCUCCCCAGAGCCCAGCGGGAGGGGGUCCCUGAGGGUGGGGGCACCCUCAGGGCACUAUAGUGCCAGGAAAACAAGUGUUUUCCUGGCACUAUAGUAGUCCUUUAAAAGACCUUGUAUACUGGUUCCUUAUACUUAGAAUACAUAUGUUUUUAGGUUCUACUACUUUCCUCCAAACAGACUUCAAGAAGUGGUAUCCUAGUAUCCUGUAUUACUGUAUCAGGUAAGUAGGUUUAUCAGUUCUGUUUUUCCCCCUUGAGGCCUCAUUCAGCGUCCCCACCUCCCAAAGUGGGUUCUAAACUUCAAACGGGCCAGGUCUGAGAUUCCUCACUACGAUUUAAACAUCAAUCACACAAACUUACACCACCUUGUUACUACUUAUUUAACUGUACAUUUCUUGUCUAUUGUUUCUACAUUUCUUCACUCAAACCUGUGUCAUUACCGCAGUUUUGCCAAGUUAUAAGGCAUCAACCACCAACAGACUACCUGGUUCCCUGCAUUUCAGUAUCCGGUAUUGUUAAAUCUUACUCACUAUGAUUACGUUUCUCCUUAAAACCUCACUUUGCCUUCGUAUCAUUUAAAUUUCACAAUCGUGGGAACCCAGGGGGAUUGUCUCUACUUACGGACCAACGUUCAGGUCCCUCAUCGUACACUGGUUCUUACGUUACAGUUUCAUUAUUACACUAUACCCAUACGUUCGACAUUUUUACACUUGGCAUACCAGUGGCACGCCUCAGGCCCACUAGCAUCUAUAUUACCCUUAGAAUAUCUUCACCGGACCCGAUCCCUGCAGAAGCAAGAAUUUAUUGAAAUUUUCCUGCGCAUUGCCCAAAGAAAUAGGUCUAAUACCCAAGGUUAAGUAUCUACAUACGAUCAAUUACACCAUUCUAAGAGACAAGCCCCAUCAGGCUAGAGAACUAGCUCUAGUUCGCAAGGGCCGCCAGCUUACUCUUCAGAUUCCACUCAGGAGACCCUGGUCGCUAUCCUGGCCAACCUCCAAAUGAUCAACAACAGGCUGGCGAAAGUGGAAUCGGCUAUAGCCACACCAGGUGUCUCCUUAGGCCCGGCAGGCCCUCCCCUGGCGAUCUCGGUCAUACAGUCUGGCUUACCCCUCAUUUCCCCUCCCCCUCCUCCACCACCCACUAUCACUACUCCAUACAUCUCACUAGCCCACUUUGUUACAGACACUUCUUUGUUACAGACACUUCACCCCACACACUAGACAGGGAGGCAGGCAGAGGGCCAAGCUGGGCUGACCCAUUUAAUUUCUGGGCAGGGCUCGUGUGCGCAAUGACUUUAAUGUGGGGGUAUGCUAUUUCACUGCAUGCAGGGCAUUGCACAUCUGCUCCAUCUGAAUGCACACUCAGCUAGGCAUCUGGUAGAUUUUCUGGUGACCGGUUUCUCACAGGGGUUUCACACGGGCCUUAUCGCCAUCCCCACAGGUACUCGUAUGCCCUAACCUAUUAUCUGCAUCCAUUGACCCACUUACGCUGGACCACCUUCUGUCCACAGCAAUCAUACGCUGGUUUUACGAUCGGUCCUUUCCCGUCUUCACCUUUUCUCAUCUUGGCGUACCAAUCCCAUCAUGGUAAACAUUCACAAUACUCCAACAACGUAAUACGUUUGAUCAUAGACCUCUUCAGCACCACACUCUUCCUCCAUUCCCAGCAUCAACUCCCUCAUUCCCGCUGAGGCGUUCUCAAUGCACUACGCAAAUCGACGAUGCCAUGCAAGCUAUAAUUUCAGCAGGUAGUAAGGCUUGGUUGAGCAAGACAGCCAUAUCCAACGCCUUUAAACUGCUACCUAUUCACCCUUCAUUAUGGUACUUGCACAGUGUUAAAUGGAGGUAUAAGUAUUUUUCGCUACCCGGCUAAUGUUUUGCUCUAGGAGCAGCCCUAAGUUAUUAGUCAUCUUUGCAGAAGCCCUCUGCUGGCUGCUCCUAAAUAUAUUCAGGUGUACACCAUGUCAUCCACUAACUGGAUAAUUUUUGUUGUUUAAACAGGUUCACAAACACCUAACUGUGUUCACACCACCACUGCCUCUUUUUCACGACACUCGGGGUCCCUCUGUCACCAGGCAAACUCUCGGUCCCUCUACCAGGCUCGUUUUCUUGGGCAUAGUAUUGGACACCACUACCUUCCAAGCCAGCCUACCACCAGACGAACUGCCCCACAUUAGGAACGGAAUUGUUCUGUUCCUGCGGAGUGUUGCGUGCACUAGCAGGGAACUUCAGUCCUUAUUGUGGUCCCUCAACUUUGCAAUGCAUAUCAUUCCGCAGGGUGGGUCUUUUGUCUCUAGGCUACUUAAUUAGCUCCACGAGGUGCCCGACUCCUGCCUAAUCAUUCUGGAUGAUCCAGCCAAGGCAGAUCUACACACGUGGAGUAGAUUUUUGGCCGAUUUGGAAUGGGAUCUCUUCGUUCAUUCCCCCACUUUCAGAGCACUCACCUUCAAUUCACACAGACGCAGCAGCACACACAGGGUUCACAGCCAUUUUUCGGCAACCACUGGUUUAGGGAUGUCUGGCCCACAGAGACGGAUGCCUUGCCGGUCUUUAGAGAGACUUCCACGUGUUUGAGAUCUACCCCAUCAUGGCAGCCACCUACACAUGGGGUCAUCUUUGGACCAGCAAGGCAGUUAAAUGCUGCUCUGACAACUCUGCAGUUUGCGAUAUCCUUAACAAAGGGCAGUCAUCCUCGCUAACCAUUAUGAGGCUGAUUCGCAGGCUGAUUUGGCUGGCAGCAACCUCUCAGUUCUAGUCUGCAUUUACAUUCCUGGUGUCCAAAACACAGCCACAAGCUAAUCUUGGACUAAGCACACAAUUACACAACGCACAGGUACUCACGGUCCACGCAGUCUCACCCAACUACUCUAUCACUUCAGGGAAUUGUAACUAUUUAACAAGCAGAGCUUUACUUGAAACAAGACUUACAGUAAAACUAUGGUAAUUUUUGCCUCUUCCUCUAACCUACACCUUAAAGUUUCACUAUUCCAGAAAUCUCUUCCUUUACCAGGUCCUCACAAGGUGUCCUAACCAUGCACCUUUCUUAAACCUCAUACCCUGACACUCCACUCACUAUCAGACUAAAUUCAUUAUUUUCACGACAAAUCCCUACCAUUAAGGUUGAGCUACAACAUGGCUUCCUUCUCUGGUCACUCUUUUUCGCAUUGGCGCUGCAUCAGCAGCUUCAAGCUCUUAUACCCCAGUCUACAUUACAAAGUGACAAGGUCACAGGUAAUCCUCAAUUCAGUUACGUACUUGCCUCAAGCAGAGAGAAAGCUCCGUUCAAGCUUUCAGUAUCCACGCUGUAUAAACUUGCAUAAAGUGUGUUUUUUUCAAAUCCUCUUUUUAUUACAGGCCUACUCAUACAUUGGUUUCGGCACACCUCAACCAACUUUGCUUCUCCUUCUACAUUCCAUUACGUAUUAUAAAUUCUGAGCACAAAUAGAUAUAUAUAUCCAAAUCAAAUAGCAAGGCACUCCUCCUUCCUGUGAAAUUGCUGAAAGCAAAAUACUUAAGUGCCUAGGUGCAUUCUGCGUAGUGUGUGUGUAUAUGUAUAUGUAUGUAUGUAUGUAUGUGUGUGUGUGUGUGUGUGUGUGUGUGUAUAUAUAUAUAUAUAUAUAUAUAUAUAUAUAUAUAUAUAUAUAUAUAUAUAUAUAUAUAUAUAUAUAUAUAACAAAUAAGGAGAGGGAGCAUACUAGGUCUUCAAUCAAAAAGUUAAAAUUUUUUUUAAAUAUUUUCUUACAGGAGGGUCGAAACGUCGUGGUUUUUUUUGAUAUUUUUUUCUAUCUCUGUGAAUUGGGUUUGGAGCACAACCUCAAGCUGCGUUAAAUUGGGUUUACUAGCAUAGAAGUGUAGAUUAGUGUCGUUGGCAUACAUGUGUACAGUUGAGGAUUUGCAGACAUUGGGCAGAUCAUUUAUAAAUAAUGUGAAUAGCAGAGGGCAGAGUAUGGAGCCUUGGGGAACACCACACGUGACUGGAAGAGGGAGGAAGGCACUAUCAGAAAUGGCCACAUAUUGCAAUCUGUCUGAAAAUUUUUGCAAAUGAAUGCCAUGGUCUAGUGCAGGGAUAGGCAACCUUCGGCACUCCAGAUGUUGUGGACUACAUCCACCAUAAUGCUCUUACACCCAUAAUGCUGGCAAAGCAUCAUGGGAGGUGUAGUCCAAAAUAUCUGGAGUGCCGAAGGUUGCCUAUGCCUACUGUGUCAAAGGCCUUGGCAAAAUCAAGUAAAAUAGCUCCAGUUAAGUCUCCUUGUUACAUGCCAAUUUGGAUGUCAUUGCAAACUUUUAAGAGGGCAGUUGAAGUUGAGUGAUUUGGAUGAAAUCCUGAUUGAUCAGGGGUCAGAUAAUUUGAUUGUUGAUAAUAUUCACAUAGUUGUGUGUGGACGCAUUUUUCCAAGAUUUUCGAAAAUACUGGGAGCCAUGAUAUUGAGCGAUAAUUAGAUACCAAAGUAUUGUCACCACUUUUAUGGAUAGGUUCUACUUUUGCAGUCUUCUAAAGUUUGGGUAUGUAUCCUGACACCAGGGAUUCAUUGAUAAGGGUAGUGACUGGUUUAGCAAUUGCUAAGCUUCAGCAACAUUGCUGGGAUUUGAUCUGGUCCACACUGGUUUUUCAUUUUUUUUUAAUUAUUAAAAUGUUUAUUAAUGACACUAACAGCCACAGGUCUAAAACUGAAUUUCUCUAUAUGAGGAUUUUGAAGAUUUGGCGGGGCCUGAUCUUUAUUUGUGGUCUGAAAAUGAGUGUCAUUUGUUAUCUUGGCAACAAGGGUGGUAGCACAUCCAAUCAAAUAAUUAUUAAACACAUUUGCUACAUCUAGGGGGUGUUGCAGUGUCUGGUUGUCCAUUUUGACAGUGGAGGGUUGGGAGUGGAUUGUGGGGGUUUGUAUGCUAUUUAUGAUUUUCUAAAAGUUUCUUGGGUUUGAUAGGUUGUUGUUCAAAGGCCUGAUCGUUCGGUUGUGCUAUGCUUGGGCCGAAUGGUUCUUAUCUGCCAUCACAUUCUAUGUUUCUUCCCUUUGUUGUCAAAGCUCCCCUUUUGUAGGAUGGCACUGAAUGCCUUUCAUCUGGAAGGGGUUAAACCAGUCUUUAAAAACCUUUGCAAACAGUAAUACAUAUUCUCUAAUGUACAAUAUAAGAUAAAUCCAGUAUAAACUAUUAUUCAUCAGGUAGGGGAUGGCAGUUUUGGCCUGGGAGCUCAUUUUUAUGUGCAUGAAACUCACACAGGGUUAUUCCCUAAGGUGAGCAUUGUCAGGAAAUCCAAACGUAUUAAACCAAUAUUUUAACCCCUUAAGGACACAUGACAUGUGUGACAUGUCAUGAUUCCAUUUUAUUCCAGAGGUUUGGUCCUUAAGGGGUUAAAGGGACACUCCAGGCACCAAAACAACUUCAUCUAAAUCAAGUUGUUAUGGUGUUAGGAGUCCCCUGUAGGCCCUAUUACCUGAAUGAGUUAAACCAUUCUCCAAAGGUUUAAUCCGUUAGUAGCCUCCAGUGGUGAUGCCCACUCCCCCUCAGGGGAGCAGCUUUCCAAGCCAAUUUAGUAAAUGGGUAGUCACUGAUUGGCUGAGCGUGUCCACUAACUGCUCUCAGCCACUCUGCGGUGCUUCUGCUUGGUUUCACUCAGUACUUCCUUAUCCUGAAAAUUCUGAAGCCAAAUGCUGCCAGAGAAGAGUUGACAUCUCCGCUGGAGGUUACAUAGUGGUUAAACUAGUUGAAACGGCUUAACCCCUUGAGGUAAGAGUGCCUCCACCAUAACAACUUCAUUUAGAUGAUGUUGUUUUGUUUCCUGGAGUGUCCCUUUAAGGACAAAAUAGGCAAUCUCAAAAAAUUGGUCAAGUAAGGUUCAAUUAUAUUGCUAACUGUUAUCACUUUGGCAUGUCUCUAAACAAUAUAUACAUAUUAUACUUUUUAUUGAUGUAGCAGGAGCAACAAAGUCUGAAGUGUAGCAGGAGUUGUAAAAGUCUGACUCAAAGUUUUUGUUUUUUUUUGUACCAUGUUGCAUAUUAUUCAAUAAACAGAGUACUGUUAAGGAUCCAUCUUGUGGAGAUGAUAUAAGCUCACUGAUUACUAAAACAUUUUUUAAAUUUUUUUUAUUGUGGUCCAGUGUACACAAAAUUAGUGUAGCCUACACUUUACCAGCAGCAAUACUGCCAUCUAAGCUAAAGCAAGGAGAACUACUAUAGCAAAAUGAGCCUGUAAACAAAUGACAGUAUAUACAAUUAUAAACAGAGUAACACUUUACUAAAGUAUAAAGAAAAAGGGAUACAACAUAAAAAUUUACGCAUUUGUUUUUAAUCAGAAAAGUCAAUUUAAAAAGAUUAUCAAGAUCCAAUGCUUUUGAGAUUUUACCUGAAAAUCCUAAAAAAAUAAAAAAUUAAGAUGAACCCCAAACCUAACCUAAAAAUUGUAUUAUCACUCUUAUGGUCUAUCUACAUCGAUUCCAAUUUGCUGUUUAGGGAAGUGUCACCCCAGAAUUUGACACUAUGCUUUUCAAAAUCAGAACCAGGGAUAUAUGGAGCUCUGAACAAGGUGAGCUUAUGAUGUAGUCUCACCUAUGUCAGCAUUUUUUUUUUUUCACAUUACACAAUUGGUCUCCCUUUGGUAUCUUACACUUUCUUUUGAGGUCCGGGAUGAACUUCAGAAAGAAAGGUGUGGUGCUGCCAAAAAUGCACAAGUGUGCAUAAGAUUGAGACACACAUAUAGGCUCUAAUCAAUGUGAGUGGAUUUUAAAGCAUUUAGAUUUGUUGCAUUUACAUUACCAUCCGCCUUAUUUUCUAUACUUGGUGAAAUAGUCACUUUAUUGCAAUGGGCAAGAUAAUUAUAUUGUUUUUAUAGUGCUCCACUUCAUUCUUAAGUGUUUUGUUCACUUACAAGAUAAUUUUACAUAAUGACAGUACUACUGCUCAUUAAAUAUAUUAUGGGCUCCUGUUUCCUAUAUACAGUCCACUAAUCACUCUAGAGAUACCUUAGCUAUGCAUCACCAACAGCCUACUUAACUAUCUUUAAGACUAGGCCAGGUCCUGCCUAUCCUUUCAACAAUAAAACAAUUUGCCCCUAAACCCAAAUAUCCUCAACUAGCAACCUGGAGGAAUGGAACCUAAACUAACAUACCAUUGUGACAGUGAAACCAGAGUGAUAGAAAAAUGGAAAUUCCCAACAUGUGUUUCAGUAUCUUUUUAGAGUGAGUAGCUAGUAUAUAUUUUGCAAGAACUUUUUUUUUUUAGCUUUAGGAGACAGGACCACAUGAUUUAAUGGGCAGCAGUAUUGUUUGGUUACAGCCUCCUUUCGAAAAAGGAAAAUUAAAAAAAAAUAAAAAAUUAAAAACCAGAUAAAAUGAACAUCACAAAGUCCUGCUCAAACAAGCCUUUAUUUUUUUAUUUUUAAAUUUUCUUCCUCAGUGUCUGUAGUUAAAGCAUAGGGGCAUGCCUUUAGCUGCCUUGAUGCUUACAACAUAGCGCAUUCAUUGUGCAGUAUAUCUUACAGUCUAUACCUCCUGUGUUAAUGGUUCAUAUCUGUUUUAAAUAUUGUACCAUCCAAAUGCCAGAAAUAUAAUUUAUUGAGUUUGCAGUUGUUGUUGUUUGCUUGGAAAAUGUUUCUAAAGUAAUAGUUUUUUUUGUAUUGUACAGGAAAGUUUUGGCACGUUACCGACUUACAUUUAGACUUUUCAUAUCACAUCACUGGUGAUCAUACCAAAGUAUGCUUAUCAUCUAAAGGUGCAAAUGCAUCAAAUCCAGGAAUUUUUGGAGAUUUCCUUUGUGAUUCUCCUUAUCAACUCAUCUUAUCAGCAAUUCAGAACAUAAAAGACUCUGAGCAAAAAGCCGACUUCAUGAUAUGGACUGGGUAAGCCUAUGAAUACUUUUAAUAAAGAUUAAAAACACAUUUCAUUGUCAAAGAUUCUUUAGCACAUCCUAUGUUACUGCCACACACUGAAUAAAUAAUGAAGAAUGCAUCACCACAGCCCUGUUCAAUGGAACCUCUCUGACUUCCCUGGAUUUUUAAUGUUUAUCUUUGUAUUGAACAAUUUUGUAUUUGUGAGGUGUGAAAAAAUACAAUUUAAAUGAAGUCCCCAUACUUUUUAUCCUGCAAAUUGACUCCUCAUCUUCCCUGAAAAUCAUUGUUAUAAGCUCUGUAAAUUCCAUAAUAAAUGGGCCUGGCAGUUAUCUAUCAAGCUCCAACGAUUCCAGAGGGCUGUACAAUAGGUAGACUAACACAUAAUUGCAACGAGACAAGUUGGAAAUGCAGGAACAAACGGUGCUGAAACAUGCCUACUUUUUAUGGGAAGUGGGGUAAAAUGACACAAGAGGCAAGAUAUAGGUGAAAAAUAGGUUGCCAGAGAGUCUACAAUAAUGUCUUUGUUUUUUAGAUGACACCGUUGCAGGAAAGGAACCAAGCUGUGUUAGUGAGGUGUAGGGAGGGAAAGCUAUUUCAUUGAUAGGACUUCUUGAAGUGUGUUUUCAGGGGCGCUGUGGGUGUGUGGUUUUUUUUAUUUUUUUAUUGUUAAUUUACUUAAUAGAAAUGUAGACUGGCAAGGUAAUUCACUAAAGUUUAAGUGAGAAUUUAAAGACAUUUUCAAACUUAAAGGGACACUCCAUUGCCCAAAUACAAAAUAAAUAUCACUGUUUAGUAGAUAUACUCUGCUUGUCUGCUGCCUUUGCAAGCCCUCCUCUUCUAACCCCGCCCAGACUUUAUAUGACUGUUCAGUCACAUGCUUCCCAAUGCAGCUCAAUGAUCAGUCUUUGCAAGGCAGGUGCUUUGAGCAUUUUGAUAGAGAAGAGACUGGAAUGGGUUAACUAAAAAAAAAAUAGCUCCUAAUUACAGUCUCUGUACCCUGAAUGUGGCUGCUCUGCUAGUUCAAAGCAAUAAGUUGCUAAUCAUAGAGCAUAUACAGAACUAAAAUAAUAAUAAAUCUUGUCCUCACAUGUGAGAGGACAGGGGCAGUUCUGCAUAGCCUAGAUAUAGAUCUGACUGUAGCAGGGGCGGACUGAGAAACCUCAGGGCCCUCGGGCAAAAUAAAUCAAGGGCCCCCUUACAGGCCCCACCCAUACUCUGCAGCAAGCGCCACCCUUGUCCCGCCUCCAUGCACCGCCUCCAGCCACACCCUACACAAUCUUUAGACACAAGGAACAAAAGGGCAAUAAGCCCUUCGAGGUCCCAGUAGAGACUACAAUUGAGGGCUAAUGGGCCAUGGAGGGCGGUCUUUCUAGCGGAGGCUAUCUCAGUGUCCUUUAGAGAGUGUGUUAGAAAGAAUCCCCUCCAAGCCCCAUUAGAGACUACAAUGGAGUCUAAAAGGCUUGGAAGGGGGUCUUUCUAACAGAGGCCAUCUCAGCGUCCAUUAGAUAUCUCCUGCUGGAAACAGUAGCCUCCAGGCCCCAGUAGAAACUACAAUUGAGGGCUAAUGGGCCAUGGAGGGGAUUUCUAGCAGAGGCUAGAGUCUAAUGGGGCCUGGAGGGUGGUCUCUCCAGCUCUCUUCCUAUUCACAAUAUAGCAACACAACAUAGCUCGCUGAUACCUAAGCCAAGUUGGCUCCUCUUACCUUAAUUACUGUUGCUGGCUGGCAGUCUGUGGGCUUGCUGGCUGCGGCUGGCAGGCUGUGGGCUUGCUGGCUGCGGCUGGCAGGCUGUGGGCUUGCUGGCUGCGGCUGGCAGGCUGUGGGCUUGCUGGCUACUGCCGGCAGGCUGUGGGCUUGCUGACUGCGGCUGGCAGGCUGCGGCUUGCUGGCUGUAAGCCUGUGGCUUGCUGUAGGCCUGUGGGCUGGCUACUGGCCUGUGGGCUGGCUAACUGGCUGGCUACUGGGGCACUUGUAGAUUAUUUAAAGAAAUAAUCCAUGCACAAUAACCACUACUGCUCCAGAGUAAGUAGUCAAACCGUUUAAGAACAGUUUGACAACUUACCUGGGGUCUGCUGGGAUAUGAGGCUGUAGUAGGGAAUAGGAGCAGUGGUGCAAUGUAUGUGAAAGGUUCACUGUGUGUGUGGGGGUGUAGUGUGUGAAUGUGUAGGGUGUGUGGGCAGUGUAUGUGUGUGGCAAUGUUAGUAUGGGGGGCUGUGUAUGGGGGUCUGUGUGUAUAUGGGUGGGCAGUGUAUGUGUGUGUGUGAGGCAAUGUGUGUAAAUGUGUAUGGUGUGUAUGGGGCAGUGUGUGAAUGUGUAUGGUGUGUGUGUGGGGGCAGUGUGUUUAUGGGGCUAGAGUUCACUCUCACCACUGCGACCACCAGGAAUCAAUGGGGGUUACAGUGUUGAGAGUGAACUCUAGCCCGUAGCUCCAGGGCUAGAGUUGACUCUCGCAAGAGCAGUAACGUUGCCAUGGUAACCGCGGCAACGCUCUGUGCUCGCGCAAGAAGGACCCAGAGGAGCUGGAGGGUGAGCUCCCAGGUCCUCUCUUCCUCCCCUGCCCGCACGGUGCCUGCGGACAGGGGAGGGGGGGCAUUCUUCCCUCUCUUUCUCCCCCCUCCCCAUCUCUCUAUUCCCCCUCUUUCUCCCCGUGUCUCAUUCUUCCCUCUCUGUCUCUGUCUCCCCCUGUGUCUCAUUCUUCCCUCUCUGUCUCUGUCUCCCCCUGUGUCUCAUUCUUCCCUCUCUUUCUCCCCAUCUCUUUAUUGCCCCCCCUUUCUCCCCCUUUCCCAUCUCUAUGUCCCCUCUCUUUCUCCCCCCUCCCCAUCUCUCCCCUCUCUUUCUCCCCCCUCCCCAUCUCUCCCCUCUCUUUCUCCCCCCUCCCCAUCUCUCCCCCCUCUUACUAGUCAGAGGGGGCCGGCCGUUUCAUUUUAGAGCCGCCGGACCGGGUGGCAGCCUCGCCGGUCCGGCGGCAUUCCUCUCAAUAACACUGAAGAAGAAGGAGGAGGAGGAGCAUGUGUCUGUCAUGCUCCUUUGCGGUUCCCACAUCCUGUGCUGGGAAUUGUGGGAACCGCAGGGAGCAUGACAGACACAUGCUCCUCCUCCUCCUCCUCCUUCAGUGUUAGUGAGCGGAAUGCCGCCGGACCGGCAAGGCUGCCACCCGGUCCGGCGGCUCUAGCAUGAAACGGCCGGCCCCCUCACAGUGUGCCACCGGACCGGCCACCCGGUGGCACCUGCAGUCCCCCCCAAUCCAGCCCUGCCGCCGGGCCCCCUGAAGGCGGCCCUGGCGGCGGGCCCCCCUCCCGGCCGGGCCCUCGGACCGUGUCCGAAGUGCCCGACCGGUCAGUCCGCCCCUGACCGCAUCAUGGAGAAGCACCUUAGCUGCAUCAAGUUUUUGGUAGGGGCAGAUGAAAGCUAUGUUUUUCAGAUGGAGUUGACAGGAUUUGGCAGUUGAUUGGCUAUGGAAGGUUGGAAUCAAAGACCAAGGCAGCAAGAUGGACAUGGGAGUAGUGUUCGAAGGAGGAAAGAUGAGAAGUUUUGUUUUGGAGAGCUUGAGUUUAAAGAUGUUUUACCAUCUACUUAUCAAUAGCAGAGAGACAGUUGGAGACACCGUUAUAGAGGGAUUAGAUAGAUUUGCAUUUUUAUUGGUAUAUAAGUGAUAUUGUAAACCUAAGUAACAGAUUAGUUUACCAGAGUACGCAUUAUAGAUUGAGAACAAUACAGGAGCAAGAACCGAACACCACCUGAAUGGGCUUCCAUAGGUAGGGAAAACAAAAAAAGGAGACACUGAUAUGCUGGGAGGAGUAGAAGGAGAACCAAGAAAAGAGCAUAGUCUUGUAGAUCAAGGUUGUAAAGGAUGAGAUGAAGUUGAUGAUCAGCAGAGAGGUCAAGGAGAAUUAGAAGGGGGCAGUGCAUUUAAGGUCAUUGAUCAUGGCUGUUUUGACAGUGAGUGCAGAAUACAGUCUGGAGUGGGUCAAGCAGAGAGUUAGAUUUUAGGAAAUUGGUGAAAUUGGUUUGUGUACACAACUCUCAGAUCUUGAAGACAAAUAGGAGAUGGGGAGGUAGUUGGAUAGGGAGUUUAGAUUGUGGUUAGACUUUUAUUUUAUUUUUUUUUAUUUUUAUUUUUUUAUCCAGAUAUGUUGAAGGAUGCAGUAAAUACACCAGAGAGAGAGAUUACAUAUUUCAGUGGAACUGGGACUAGGGCAAAUACCCGAAUACCUUGAGAACUAUUUGUUGCUCUGUUGCCACUCCUGACUUUGAUAAGAUUGCUGCAACCAGGUAUCUUCUACACCUGCCAACAUGUCUCCUAUCCCAAAGGUAGGCAUCCUUCGGCAGUCCAGAUUUUGUGGAUUACAUCUCCCAUCAUGCUCUAAAAGCAUAAUAUAAAAAUAAUGCUGGCAAAGCAUCAUGGGUAAUUCACAUCUAGGGUGCCAAAGGUUGUCUACCUUUGAGAUAGAGGUGUUGAAAAGACCUGGUUGUGGCACUCUUCACAAAGUCAGGAGUGGCAACAGAGCAAAAAAUAGUGCCUAAGGUAUUUGGGUUUCUUAAGGAGUGUGGUUAUGAGGGCAUCAGAGCAGUUUUUCUUUGACAAUGGAAAGGGCAAAACUGUGAGUAGCAUACAUUUGAAGUAGAGGAAAUUUGAUGCGAAAUUCCUUUCUCUAGCUGUGUUUAGCAAUUCUGGUUGUAUUGGUUCAGCUUAGUGUGCAAGUUGUAACUGGGGUUGCUUAAGAUAUUUAAAUGUAGGAAGUGCCAUCUUAUUUAUCAGAGCAGAAAUUGGAGUUGUAGAGGAAGGUUGCAGAGCUAGUGCAGGCAACAACUGAGCUUUGUAAAAUAGUUUGGAGAUUGCCCGGGCAAGACAGUAGUUUUCAGUAGUUUCUGCAAUAUUAUGCACAUAAGUGUUAUAUGCCGAUACCAAAGGUCAACAGAUGGUCAGAGAGAAUUGAAUGUUAAAGAGAUUAGAGGUAGUGCAAAGAUUAAUUUAAAUUAGUUUAGGAGUGUUUCCAGCUGUAUACGUUUAUGAAUUAGUCCAUUGAGUGAGGCAGAGAUCUGCCUUCCACACCUACCGCAAAUCAGCCCCAUAGUGUUGACUGGUGGAGGGGUGCUAAGUAGUCCUCAAAAAGGUGAGUUUACUUGGUUUUAGUGUAUCUCUCCUUUUUUUUUUAGCAGCGCUGUAUCGGAGCCCAACAGUAUUGCGUCUAUGCGGUGUCUAAGCCGGCCACGCCCCACCUGUGGGUUUUCUUUGUAUCCCGAACAAUUCUUCUUGUAGUUGUGGCUGAAAUCUUUCUUGGUGUACCUAACCUUGGCUUGGCAUCAAUAGAUCCCUGAAUAUUCAAUUGUGAUUGAACAGUGCUUACUGUCAUUUUCAAGGCUUUGGAUAUCUUUUUUUUUUUUUUUAUCCGUUUUUAUUGAGAGAUUUGCAUAGUAUUACAUGUCAUGAACAUUGUGCCAGUACGUCAGUAUAAUAACACAGUUUGGAGCAUACAGCUUACAUAAGACUAACAUUGCAGUGUUUUCUUUUUUAUAUUAUAUCAUAUAGUAGACUAUCAAAAACAUUAUACCAUUUCACAGCAGAAGGGGCACUAGAACCUUCAGCCAUACAAAAUAAAAGUGAGGGCUUAAUAGAAAAUAACAAUACGAAAUUUAGCAAAAUGAACUGUACAAAGAUGUAUAUGAAUAGGGGAGAGUGAUGUUUCCAAGACCCACAAAUACUGGUCAUUGUCACACAAUUGAGUAUACAGGAGAGUAUUUGUGAACAGUCCAACAAUGUUUAUAAGCCAUUGUUAUCAAUAUUGGGCUGUUGUUCCCUCCAAUAAACACACAAAUUGAGUGCAAUACCAGGUGUUGCAUUCACAUAGAGGUGUUUUUUUUUUUUGUUUGUUUGUUUUUUUUCACCUUCUUUCUCUCCCCUUUCUUUCCUUCCUCUUUUUUUUUGUACUGAUGCAUUUUUAUUGUUUUAGACACAGAUAACUUAAGCAUUACGUUUCCACAGAGAGACUCGCAGGUCUCAAGCAUAUUCUCAUAUUGGUAUACAUUUGGUUAAGAGUCGAUAUCGUGUGUGCUCGUUGACUCCAUAUCCAUUAGGUCACUUUUUAGCUCGCAGGCCUCAUUCAUCACAUAGCAUUGUUGCAACAGCCUUUAUUACCAAUGACUGGCAAAUUAUUUAGUGACCAGGUUGGUAUAGUCGUAUAUCUGGUUUCUUAGCCUAGGAUUCUGUGUGGCAGGUGAAUCACUGUUCUCCAGGUUCGUGUUUUACUAGUGUUGUCUCUAUGAGUGGGUCGUGCCUGCCCCCCGAUAUCUUGUGCCUUUGCUAUUUUGUUGUGCACUCUGUGUCAAUUAAUCGUCUCGGCCUAGUUGCGCAGUUUGUACGUCUUUACUCCUGAGCAGCUGUGUUUUACCCGAGUGUGUGUAGCUUUGGCCCUGGUGGGUCGUCCGUUCUAUUUUAUUUCUGAGGGUCUCUGCCCCCAUGUCCCAGUCUUCAGAUGGUCUGUGUGUAUGUGUUCAUUGUCUUUUAUGUUUAGUCUGUGUCUGCAUUAAAGUUUGUCUGUCUGAUAGCGUGCCGUGCUUGUGUACCUUUUGUCAGAUCGUCGUAUGUUCUCUCUUUCAGGUUCCCAGCUCGUGGGUGUUUUGGGUGAAUGUGAGUUUGCCAUUCUUGCCCUGUGUUGGUGGAUUAGCCUCUCGUUGCUUUGGUGUCUGCGUGUUGGUUAGUGCGUGUCUGUGGGUGCCUGUAGCCACAAUAAUGCAUGUACUAUUUGCCUCAUAUGUUAUCCUUAAGUUUGUUGUGUAGUGUUUGAAGUUGUUGUGUUUUUCUCUCCCUGGGGUAAUUUCCCCUAAGUGUGUCUUCUUUAUCCCUGGUGGCAUGAUCGGUUUCGUCUCUCUCGAGGUCUUGCGUUAUAUCUUGAGUGUGUUGGCUGUUCCUAUUUGGGACUGGGGGGGGGAGGAUAGGUUAGUUAGGGUGUGGGGGGGCUGGGUGGGGUGUGGGCAUAGCGGCCUCCCUCCUGGCACGCCCGGGCCCUCUACCACUCCUCCCUUCAGCAUCUCCAGCUGUGUGUUUUUGCUUAUGUAAUGUAUAGUAGCCAGGGUCUCCAGAGCUCAGUGUGUUUGUCUCCUCUUCGCAGUAGGUCAGCUAUUUUGGCUUCUGCUGUUUGUAUGUCCUCCACUUUGUGUUUCCAUUGUUCCGUUGAGGGUGGGUCUUUCUUUUUCCAGUGUAGUGGAAUGAGGUAUUUAGCUGCAUUUAGCAUAUGUCUCAUGAUCGAUCUCUUGUAGGUGGAUAAGGGACUGCUUCGUUUGGUGUAUGAGUGCAGCAUCCAUUGUCACUUGUGGGGGUCAUCCAGUAUGCUUCUGAUUUCUCUUUUGAUACUCUCCCAAAAAGGCUUGAUUUGUCUGCAGUUCCACCAAAUGUGUUGUAGUGUCCCUAUUUGUUCAUCUCAUCUCCAAAAGGUGUUUGGGGUGGUCGGGAUGUAUCGGCUGAGCAAGGCUGUGUGCGAUACCAGUGUGCCAGCAGCUUAUAGUUAACUUUCUGUAGGUUGGAGCUAAUUGAGCUCUUGUGCUUGUGUUGCAGUAUCAGGAUCUUCUCCCACUGGUUGUCCGAGAAAGUGUUGCUGUCCAUUCCUCCCACUGUCUUUUUUGUAUAGGUUGUUUUCCGGUCUGUGUCCUGUCAGUAGGCUUCGGUAUAUUGUUGAGACUCUGCCGUCUGCUUCUGGUGUUUGUGAGCAGAGUGUCUCGUACCACGUUAGGUCUCUAUGUACUCUGAUCCUCUGUGUUAGGUUGUAGUAGUAGUGUUUAAGUUGGGCAUAGUGAAAUUGGUGCAUAAGUGUGGGUGAUCUUGUGGAUGAACUCCUGCAUUGUUGAGUACUGUGUGUAGGGUAUGUAUCCGUCUUGGGUGUCUAACUGAUGGUGGGAGUCCAUCUCCUAGGUUUGGGUUGUUUGUGAUGGGUAUCAGCGGGCUCAGUUUGGGUGAGAGCUGCUGCUCCCUCCUCAAUAAGGUUCAGUGUUUCAGUGUCUGCGUGACAGGGGAGUCCUCUCCUAAGGUCGUCUGUUGGUUUGCUUCUGUGCCAUAUCAGCGUGUGCAGUCGGUGGCCUGUGGUGGCCCUCAAUAGUGUGACCCAUCUUUUGUGGGGUGAGUCUGUGUUGGAUAUCUUUUUAUAUAAUUUUCCAUCUUUAUAAAAUUCCAUUAUCUUGUAAUGCAGUUCUUCUGACAGUUCUUUUUUGCUCCCCAUGGCUCAGUAUCUAGCCUGCUCAGUGCAUCAAACUGAGAGCCGACACUUAUUGAUUAUUUAAACACAAACCCUAACUGCAAUUUAAAAAGCCACAAGUUUGGGAAAUUAACCUUUAAUUGACAUUUAAAAAAAAAAAAAAAUUGUAUUCUUUAUUUUUGCAAUGGCAGAUCGCAUGGUAAAGUAACAGUGUUAGGCUUGUGCAAAAGCCAUAUCAUAGUACAUAUGUCGACAAUGUAUUACAGAAAGAAAAAGAAAGUAGAGUUAUUUUGUUAAGGCAUUUCUUCAUGUUGAGGUGAUCGACUUGGUCGCAAUCCGCCAGAGUUUAGUUUUUUUAUAGUUAAAGAAGAACAAUAACAGAAAACAAAUAACCUUAGAAAGUAUUGUAUUUAACAUACCAUGUAGGAGCGGGGCUGUGUUUGUUGCAGUGUUAUUCAAUGACUCUGGUUGUGUAUUGUUGUCAUAGGAUGAGAUAUGCACGUGAGGUGUGAUCAGCAUCUGUAUGCAUUGAGUAACCAUUUAAUCAGCGUUGCAUGUCAUAAUACCUUUUUUAUACUGAAUGUCAUGAGAAUUUAACUACUUGACUACAUUUAAUAAAUUUGCUCUAGAUAUGAUUUUCUAAUAGUAGCAGUAUACUCUUUAUAUCCACGUUACUUUGAUUGUUCUGCAACCCAUGAACCUAUAUAUAUGUUGGUCUUUCCCUUUUCCCUUUCUCCCUCUACUCCCUCCCUUCAGACUUUUUCAAAGUCAAUAACUAUUAACAGUUACAGUCCACUGAACAUCCCUGCCCCCCAAGAACAGUAAAUUUAGUAAUGGAGUGAGUAGCACUGGGCAGAACACCCAAUGGGUGGACGAACAGACAUGUAGUUGUAAUCAGACAAGUUGGACACACAGGAACAGAGGGGUUGAGGGCCCUGCUCAAUAAGCUUACAUGCUAGAGGGAGUGGGGUAAAAUGUUACAAAAAGGUAAGAAUAGUAUUAGACUAUUGACAUUUGCAGAAGAGGAAGCAGUCAGGAGCUAUUAACCAUUUAAUUGAUACGCUUUUAUGAAGAAGUGGGUUUUUAACGAUUUUUUUAAGGAGUGGAGACUGGGUGAGCAUCUAACGGAGGAGGGAAGCGAGUUCCACAGGAACGGUGCAGCCCUCAAGAAAUCUUGAAGUAUGGACUCAGUACUUGCUUUGGGCCCCUUUUGCAGCAAUUACUGCCUCAAUGCGGCGUGGCAUGGAAGCUAUCAGCCUGUGGCACUGCUGAGGUGUUAUGGAAGACCAGGAUGCCUCAAUAGCGGCCUUCAGCUCUUCUGCAUUGUUCGAUCUCAUGUUUUUCAUCUUUCUCUUGGCAAUGCCCCAUAGUGUCCUCCCCCUCUGUCCCCCACCCCUGAGCGGUGGGUAGGGGCCAUAAAUAAAAAUUGGGGGGAAGAGUGGCUGCUCACUGUUUACUAAACACGCCUCUACUCAAGGUAUAGCGAGUAGGGGCUGAAUUUACGAAGUAAUCUUUACUUAGUAUUAGUAAAUGUGGCUGAAAGACCAAUUUAGGUCUUUCAGCCUUUUGGUAGAUAACUCCCUAAUUCCCACAGUAUUAGGAAGUUAUCUACUAAGCGGCUGCUUAUUUUAUGUUAUUUUAUGUGGUUUCGCUAUCCACAUUUGUUUACAGGGCACUUGUCCUACUCUUACCCCUAUUUUGCUUCCUUUUGUAGCCGUCUUGCCUUUCCAGGAGUUUUUUAGAGCCAUUUUUGUGCCUAAAAGUUCAGAUCCCCAUUGACUUCAAUGAGGUUCGGGGUCAAGUUCGAACCCGGACUUUUUUUCAAAGUUUGGCCGAACCCGCCGGACCCGAACAUCCAGGUGUCCGCUCAACUCUAUAUAUUAGUUUCCCCUUUUACGUUGCAUUACUGAAAUAAAUGAACUUUUGCACAAUAUUCAAAUUUUUCGAGUAUCCCCUGUAUAUGUGAACAGCAUUGGCAUUUGCAUUCAGCAAAGAAUCACAGUCAGUUCGGAAACCAACGUCUUUCAUGGUUUUAACUGCAAGAGAUUUUGACAUUAAAUCAGUAGGGGAUUCUUGCUCAAGUACUUUAUAGAUUUUAUGUGAAAUGUCUUUCUAUAGGAGAGCCCUUGGAAAAUAUUGCCAACUAUAAAACCACAGUCUGAAUGUUCUGGCCUUUUGGUGAGAAAAAAAAUCUGUAAGAUAUUUACAUUUUAAAAUUGGCAUGUUGGUACUAUUAGAAAAUGCAUAUGGUUCUUUUCAAGCAAAAUAUAUAUAAAAAAAAAAAAAAAUUAAGAAAACUGCUGUAUUUAGCACUCAGUCAGAGCCUUAGGGUGCCCAUCAUUUUAAUUGUAGCAGAGAGCUUAUAACGGGGAAGGGGGGAAUCCAGAGCUAUACCUUAUGAUUCAAUAGCUUGUAGAACCACCUGUAGCAGCAAUAACUUGAUAUGCAGACAGAUAUACACAUACAUAGACAGACACACAGAUACAGAGAGUCAUUCAGACACACAUUCCUUUCCCUGGGGCCCAGUGGUGGCCCAGCCUUAUGGGAGUCAUAGUUUCCACUCUGACUCCUUUGAUGUAUGGAAUGUUAGGCUUUAUGAAUGUAUGAGUUUGUGUAUUGUGCUGUACGGGUGGUUGGGCUGUUGUUGGCUGUGGAUGAUGCACUUCCUUUCUUUUGGUUCUUUUACUUCCUGUUCCUGUUGGCAGUUGGUGGAAUGUUCUGGGGAUUUGAAAUUUCGGCUGCAGAAACCCUGUGUAACAAGGCUGCAAUAUAAAGAUGCUGUUAUAUAUGUAUUAAUAAAGUGAGUACUUUUGUUACACAGGAAUUAUUGGCUGAUUUGUACAAAACAUCACAGUGGUGACGAGGCUGUAGAACUCAAACUUACAUGGCAGCAAUUGGCACAAUAAAGGACUUUGAUCCUGACUUGGAUUUAUGGGCCUCUUGGGUUGAAAGGCUUGAACAGGAUUUCACAGCUAAUGAUAUUCCUGACAAUAAGCAGAUCGCUGUUUUCCUAACCGUUAUAGGAGCCAGAACGUAUGAUACUCAGAGGAGAAACCUGCCAGCAAGCCAUUGGCAAGCCUGAUUACUCUAUUAACUAGCCAUUUCCAACCAAAACCACUAGAGAUAGCAGAGAGAUUUAAAUUCUAUAAAAGACAAAAUCCUGGUGAAUCAGUUUCAGCAUAUACUAUCGCAUUACGGAGACUCGCCAGCACCUUUUGUUUUGGGGACUACCUGCCCACUGCUUUUCGAGAUCAGUUUGUAAUGGGCAUUGCAAGCGAUACAGUGGUAAGGAGACUGCUUACAGAAGAAGAUUUAACAUUUAAAAAGACAAUGAACAUGGCAAGCAUUAUAGAACAAGCCUCUAAGGAUGCUAAUCUAUUACACAGCAGACCGGACAACACACUGGAGGCAUAGCUAGAAGUUUUAAAAUUAGAUGCUAGAGGGGGGCGUGGCCAGCUGUCUAACUAGACGGAUGCGUUUCUGUGAAGCUCCGUGCCAGAGACUAAGUAAAGAGACAAAAACCCAGAGACGGGUUCCGCAAUCAACAGAAAACGAGCCCCCCCACACACAGAGGCUGUAAUGGGGCGGAAAAAUAAGAAAAACCGCAUCCCAGAGCCACCCGACAUUUAGCUCUCCUUUGUGAAGCCAGCACCUGCCAAGAUGGUGCACGAGGUACCCAGCGAGGAGGAGGACUUUCAUGAGGAGAGCGACACCCCUACCUCACCUCGGGCAGAAGACGAGACCCAAAGUCAGGCUUCAGGAUCGGAAGAGGAUCUCUCCCCUGUGACAAAGAGGGACAUUAGAGACCUCUUAGAGGAAAUGAGGGAGGUGUGGAGAACAGACCUGUGGAAUGAGGUGGAAGACAUCCAGAGGAGGCUUACUGAAGUGGAAACCAGGGAGAACACCAGAGACAACAACAGCUUGACAGAAAAUGCUGUGCAGGACCUUCACUCACACGUCCAAAAGCUCACACGGACGGUCACAAUGCUGCUGGCCCGGCACAGGAGGUGAAAUAUACACAUCCAGGACAUACCAGAGGCCGUGGGUGGAGACGACCUACUGCCGUACAUAGCCCGCCUAUUGACCAGAAUGGGAAUUAAAGGGAACACCAAGUCAGGCAUAAUUUUGUCCGCAUUCUGAAUCCACAAAGCCGCAACGGCACCAGCGGCAUCACCGAGAGACACCACUGCAGUUACAAAAGAUCUGACAAUCAGAUCUACGAUCAAGUCACGCUCCCGAGAUCUAGGCAGUGUGCAACUAGACGGCAAUACAGUGACCUUCUAUGGAGACCUCCCAUUUGCAGCCCUGGUAGAAAGGAGACAGCUUGCACUAACGGCCAAAAAAAAAAGAGAGGCCGCAAUUAGAUACUGGUGGGGAGCAGAUGGAUCCCUGGCAGUACCACAGGAAGACCGAAUACUCACCACAACAUCUGCAGAUGACCAAGAGCAAUUUCUCCGACAGUUGAACCUGAACGAGGUGGAAAAGAGAGGGCACAAAGGAGACGGCGACCAGAAGCAACGACAACCACAAUGCACUCAAGAACCAAUGAAAAGUUAUUAUGUGCCAGCUAGGCUGAAGGGACAACCCUGCACUUAGACAGGGAAUCGCCACAUGCAACAUGGACAUCUAUCACCGCCUCCGGAGGCCACAAAAGCAGACGCAGCACUGCUAUGGCAACGAGGGCUUACCCCAAAGGUUAGCUGCCACAGAGUCCUGGACUCGCACUCCAACCCACUCCAUCCUACCCUAGUUUAACUUAGUUUAUACUACUGCUUCCAAGACAUAAAAGCCCCAGCAAACACCCUACCAGUAGGGUCAGUUCCCACUACUGAUGACUCACAUCAACCCCUAGUACUAGCUUGCCCAAUGGACACAGACCUUAAGGCAACACAUACUGGAUGUUAAUAAGAAGAAAUGUUCUAGAAAAGUUGUUUAUGUACCUAUUUUCAUUCUAUGACAAUGUUAUAUUUAGAGUUAUCAAACUCCAAUAAAAUACAAAUUAAUUUUUAUUUUUAUUUUUUUUUUUAAUUAGAUGCUAGAGCACAGAGUGAACCACAGGGAAAGAGACAUUCAGAACAGGAACAAUCAUAUUACAAAUAUUGCAACUGCAUGCAGAUUCAAGGAUGCCAAGUGUCAUGCUUGUGGUAAAAUGGGCCACCUACAAACAGUGUGUAGAUCCACAGCAGAAAGGCAAUAAUCACUUGAGAGACAGAGCAAAGAAUGCUUAUAGAGUACAAAUGCAGAAGCCUUCUGAGGAUUCGGAUAAACACUGUCCUGUACGAAAUUAAAAUCUAUAAAAUAGGUUCUAAUCUGGCUACAUUAUUAUUAUUAUUAUUAUUGCCAUUUAUAUAGCGCCAACAGAUUCCGUAGCGCUUACAUUCACAGUUCAGGUUGUUGUUAAUGGAAAGGAAUGGACUAUGGUUUUGGAAACAGGUGCCGCUGUAUUUGUGAUUUCUUUGACAGACUGGAAAUGCCUUAAAAUACAUAGGCCAAUAAUUCUGACAACAGUGAGACUGAAAACAUAUAUUCUAAAGAACUGUUAAUACCAGUGGGUAGUGUGACAGUAACAGUUACAUUAUACAAGUGUAAGAAGAAACUACAUCUCUAUCUUACAGAAAGGAGGACCUCCACUUUUUGGUAGGGAGUGGAUAAAGGCUCUUGGGAUGCCUCAAGUGCACAAGUAUUCAUGUCAUGUGUUGAAUGAUAAUCAGAACAGACUUGUCUGGAUUAGGGAAUUACAAGAGAAGUAUGCACCAGUUUUUGAUGGCCAAUUGGGGACUGUAAGUUUCCUUGGAAUUAAAGGAAGGAGCAACACCAAAAAUUUUAAAGUAAUUAGUGUGCCAUUUGCUCUAAGAGCUGGAGUGGAGGCAGAAUUAAGGAGAUUAGAAGAGCCGAAUAUCAUCUCCAGGGUUCACAAUAGUGAGUGGGCUUCACCCAUUGUUCCUGUGAGAAAACUAAAUAGGGAGAUAUGGAUUUGUGGGGAUUUCCGCAUGGCUCUUAACACACAGCUUAACCCCUUAAGGACACACGACAUGUGUGACCUGUCAUGAUUCCCUUUUAUUCAAGAAGUUUGGUCCUUCAGGGGUUAAAAUGGAUAAGUAUCCCCCUUUCAAGGGUAAUUGAUCUUUUUGCAUCGUUGGCAGGUGGCCAGCAAUUCACCAAAAUUGACUUGGAAAAUGCAUACCUACAGUUAUCUGUACAUCCAGAUUCUCGACCACUACUUACGAUUAAUACCCAUCAGGGGGCUAUUCAGGUAUAACCGUAUGGUUUUUGGCAUUUCACCUGCACCAGCUGUCUGGCAGCGAACAAUGGACAAGCUGUUAGAUGGAAUUCCUGGGACACGGUGCCUGUUAGAUGACAUGCUGGUGACGGGUAAAUCAGAGGAGAAACAUAAACCGAAUGUAGAGGCAGUUUUGCAAAGACUUGUGGAAUAUGGAUUGAAUGUGAAUUUAGAUAAAUGCCAAUUCAUGCAGGAUCAUCUUGAAUUUUUGUGUUCAUUUAAUUGACAAACAUAGGCUUCAUAUUUGUCUUCCUGUUCCUGCUGGCAGUUGGUGGAAUGUUCUAGGGAUUUGUAAUGGCGGCUGCAGAAACCCUGUGUAACAAGGCAGCAAUAUGACUAUCCUGUUAUAUAUGUAUUAAUAAAGUGAGUACUUUAUUAUACAGGAAUAAUUGAUUGAUUUGUACGAAAUAUUACAACUUCCUCCUGUGCGGCUCCCGGUAUAAGUUAGAGGAGUAACCAGGGCAGUCACUUCCUCACAGCCUCUGACCUCAUCAGAGGGGCCCCAGUCAUGCUGUUAAAGUGCUGACCGGUCCCCCUGGAAAUACAUAGCAUCAGGUGGCCCAUGCUGAGCCCCCUCAAUGCAAUUACUUAGCCGGCGGAGUCCGCGGUCGCAGGGGUUUGCAGGGCGGCCAGGCCCCCUAGAGUGACAGGGCCGGUCGCAGCUGUGACCCCUAUGACCGCGGUAGUUCCGCCACUGGAUGAUAGGAUACCAGAGUUUCAACAUCCCUGUAUGGUUUGCUUAUUAAAACUAAGCUGUCCUGAUUAGGGGCAGUGCUCAGCAGGCCUUCCAAAUGUAUGAAGUGCAGAAUUCUGGUAUUCACAGAAUGAAUAUUACAGAAAGAUCGGAGGAAAUAUGACACAAUAGAUAAAAUAACUCUAAAACUGGAAAGAAAGGAAUUCAUCAAAUCCCAUAAAGCAUAAAACAAAAAAAUGUAUUAUUGAAUAGGUUAUUGUGAGUGGGACUAAUUUGAUGCUUUUAAGGUUUUGGGUCUGGUGCUUUGCAGUUUUAGGGGUCUUUAUUGCUAAGAGAAUGUCACCCUCAGAUCUAGGCCUUAACAUUCAACUUGGGAAUGUUAAGGCUCUUGAGAAAACCCAUAUUUUGGUCAUAGUCAUCUGGGUGGGUUUUGGCCAGUUGUUGGGUUGUUCUAAUAAAAUAACAUUGAUGGCUGUAUGCACCUAAUUUCCUCUGGAGAUGUGAUUGCUGUGAUGAAUAUGAAUUUUGACCUAGGGUUGGCUAAUUGAACCAAGCACUUUCCUAGACCUUCCACCACACUGAAAGAAAUGUUGUUUUUGAAUGUAUAAAAUAUAUUCAACAUAAAAGCAUUAAGGGUGUGUUGGGCAUCAUGGAAUGUUUGUUUCCUGUAAGCUGAAGGGUUGGUCUGGUGUUGUCCAUGUGACAGUUUAAAACCAUAUUCAAAUAUUAAAGCCCUUUCUCUAUUGUUUUUUUUUUUUAUCUGAUGAACUAUAAGAGAGUAUCUGUCUCUUUAUAAGCAACUUGGAUGUCUCACCAUAGCAAUUUGGAGUCAUCAACGUCUUCCAUCAUCUAUAAAGUUAACCCAACUGCGCUGUAAAUGUAAAAAUGGAGUAUUAGUGAGAGAUGCGGAGAAACUCCAUUGUGCAGUGAAUGGGUGGAAAGGUAGUGUGGAGACUAUUAGUGUGAUAGGUGCGUGAUCCAAGACCGUAGUCUUCUCUGUAGUGGAACUGGUGACAUAAGGUAAAACUGUCUGGGUAACCAUGAACAUAUCGAUCGUAGAGGAGAGUGGAAUGUGUAAUCUCUCUCCCCACCGUGAAGUAUCCCUCAUGGGUCAUGCAAAUUAUACAAAGGAACCUGCGAUCACUGUCAAUCCUGAUGAGGUUCUGUCUCAGGUCAGGACAACGACUAUGUUAAAGACUCCCCCCACUAUAAGAUGGUCAUCAUCAAAUUGGGUGAGUAACGUUAGGAGCCUAGUAUAAAAAAAGUGCACCAGAGUUUGGAGCAUAUACAUUGCAAAUGCAAUAACAAAUACUGUUAAUGGCAAGACAAAAUAAUGUAUCAGCCUUCUGGGUAAGUAUUAGACAUGUGCACCAGUGAAAUUUUAAUUUCGUAUGAAUGAUUUGUAGUUUGUCAAUCCCGAAUUUCGUCUGCAAAAUGUUUGUUUUGAAACGAAAUUCGUUAAAAUUCAUCCAUUAGGAGGAAAUCCGCACUAUGCCCCCUAUCUCCCCCCUGCAUUCAAAUCUAUGGCGCCCCUACUUGCAGUCCCCUCCCCCCCCCGAUACUCUCCCAUGACUGACUGGGGGGGACCCUAGUUAAUUAAAGGAGAGACCUAAUGUCUGCCAUGAUCCCCAACCUGCAGCACGGAGUCUAUUAAAUGAACAAAACAAAAAGGUAAUGCAUUUGGGCUUUUGCCCUUCCAUUUAAUUUAUAGGGCUUUUGUUUACCUUUUAGUAUACAAAAAAAACAGAAUUUUAGGACGAAAUCGGAUUCAUACAAAAACUAAUGCACAUGUCUAGUAAGUUUCACUGCUGUAGAUCACGUACUGCAGGAUGGAGUGUCAUAGAAUUGACACACCUCUAGUUUUGGAGUUGCAUUUGGCAGUUAUUCAUGAUUGCAUCCAUGAAGCCUUGAAUUGGGCAUUAUCAGAAUGUGACCAAUGAGUUUUUUACAAGAGGACAAUCAGGGAUUAAUGUUUGGAUAGGUAUCUGAGAAUUUUAUUUUUCUUGAUAGGCGUAUUCACUCCCUUCACAUUCCAAGAGAGGAGCUUAAGUGUAGAGGAAGGAAUAUUUGACACAGAUCAGUCAGUCAGUUAGCAGAUACAUUGGUGAAGGGUGGAGUGGUUGGAGUUCAGACUGUCCCAGCCCGCUCAAGCGGAAAAGGGUAGGAGUGAGUGGGAUGCACAGCAAGUCCUGCUAGAAAAGGGAUAAUUGGACCAAACUAUGUACAACAAUUUGAUCUAGUACAGGAAAUUGAUAUUACUGCUCCUCACAAUUAUGCAAGGGCUUGGCCUAUGGGCCUGGUGAAAAUUUGUCCCAAUUUGGCAAGUCAUCCUGUUCUCAGUUAAAUCAGUUUCAAUAAUGGGAGAAUUGCCAGAUGUGGUUGCAAUCUGCAAAGGGUGCAAAAUCCAGGACUGAAGAGAUGGAGUAUUAUACAGUUGUUUUGUCUGCUUCUUUUUUCCAGAUUAUCCAAUUUGACUUGUAAAGAUGUCACUGUAUUAUGUUGUUGUUGAAUCAUGGACAGUAACUUGUGCAAUUCAUUUUCUGUGGUAUUCUCUUGUUUCUAGUAAGGUAGGUUUGAAGAAGAUGGACUGCACUAUCUAUAGAUUCCUUAAUAUCCUUAAAUUGGGAAUCAAAGAUGGGUUUAAGGAGGUUAGAAACCUUCGAAUCUGUUUCUGAGGCUCAUUGUGAAUUAAAGAUAGUGGUGGACAGAGGUUGGGAGGGUCCUUCUUCCAAAUCCCUGUCGGUGAAAAGAGAGGAGUAGUAGCCAGUGUAGGUACUUUAAGAAGUGCCUUCUUGAUCAGUCUUUGUGGUUUUCCUUGUGAUCUUUUGAUGUUUUUGUCAAUAAAUAUCAGAGGCGUAAAAAUGGAGAAAAGAAUAAGAAAAGCCAGGCAAUAGAAGAGACGAAAAAGAAUGCAAAACCUAAUGUUGAGUGUUGGAGUAUGUUCUUCGUACAUAUAGCGUAGAAAGGCAGAGAGGUGUAAAAUAUAGGGGAAAAGUGAAUCCAAGGUUAUAUGGGGUGAGUGUUGUGAAAUAUAGAUGUCUGGUAUUACAAUGUGCAUGCAAAUAGAUAUAAAAGUGUCCUAGUGAGUACGGAGCCAAGGAACACUGGAAAAAGAACUAACAGAGUUAAGAGAUAAGGAAUCUGGAAGUAAAGGGGUGAGAGAGCUGGGGCGAUAGAAAAGUAGCACAUAAAACUAUCACAUAAAAACAAAAAUAAACAAAAAACAGCCACCGGGUAUUUUUCAGGAGCUUUAAUAUUCUGUUUGCUUAUCUUCUAUAUUGAACAAAAAUGUUCUUGCUAUGUAUGUAUGAGAAAUAAAAUGUAACUGUAAAAGUCUACAUCCCCAUAUACUGAAACUGGGCACCUCUAUCUUGGCUCCUUGUUCUUCAUUGUUGUAAGCUUUGUUCUUUGUCCAUGGCAAUCAGCAAAGAGAGGUGGAGAAAUAUAACCAGUGUUUCUGUUUCUCCUCCUUUAUUUGCACCAUGUAUCCUGAUUGUGUCUUCGCUGAACUGGAAUCGGUUGUCAUUUGUUACAUGUUUGAUAGAGUUUAAAUGGAUGGCAUAAAAGUGGGUAAACCAGUGGGGGGGUGUGGUUUGACCACCGAGGGAUCACUCACACUGAAUCACACACACUGACUCACACUUACCAGUAGCUGCCUGGAUGCCUCAUUCCCACAGGCAGAGCUGAACUUCCUCUCCCUGUCUCUCCCCUGCGCUUCUCUCUGUGACCCAGCAGUAAGUUCCUCCCAGCACAGUGCCCCCUUUGGCUGCACGUGGGAAUUCCACACACCUCUGUGCACUGCUGCUGCUUCGAGAAUCAGUGCUCCCAGCUUCAAUUUCAAUAGGGACACACACACGGGGAAGGAGCUUUGGCCACAUCUGCUCCCCCAACCCUAGAGAUGUCCAUGGGCACACCAAUCCGGCUACUCUUUUCACUCCGCCCCACACAACUCUUAUUUAAAGACAGAUCCAUUUCUUGUCAAUACCACAGCCCUGCCUAAGAUCGCACAAUCACAUAAAGGAUCCAUGCAUUGUCAGACCACACUGACAUAGCGUUAAUUAUGAAUAACCUUAGCGUAGCCUCCCCCUGGAAUUGGAAAUUUUACUCAUCGUUACUCCGAGAUCUCACAGUGAUGAAAACAAUCCAGAAAGAAAUACAAGAAUAUUUUAGACAGAACAGCUCCAGCUCUGAAACCAUGUCAUCAGCCACAAUAUGGGCAGCUCACAAAGCGGUAACACGAGGAACACUUAUACGACUUGCAGCCCCCCCCAAAAAUCACAAAUACUGUAAGCCUUAAUGAAAUCUCUGAAAACUCGAACAAAAACAUAAACAAAAUCCAUCCCUUGCAAAGCUCCGGGACUUGCAAGCAAUCAGAUCAGCAGACCAUGAGGCCCUACUAGAUGACACAGCCUGCUCUAUCACUUCUCAAAACAUUCUAUGAAAAAGCAAAUAAAACAGAUUCACUACUGGCUAGGACCUUAUGGCCAUGACACAGACGCCUUCAUAUCACACAAAGACAAAGAUACAAAGAUAAGCUACUGUCAUCUCCAACCGAUAUAUCUUGAGUCUUUACCGACUUUUACCAAUCCCUCUAUAACCAUACCCCACAAGACCAGAGAAAUGAGAUGGAAGAAACUGAUACCAUUAAAGCUUAUCUAUUCAAAAUGAACUUGCAGGGACUGACAGAUGAGGCAGUAGAAAUACUGAAAGGUGAUAUUUCGAGCGGCAAAGUAGAAUAUGCUAUCUCCCAGAUAAAAGGAAAAAAAUCCCCGGAUCCAGAUGGUUAUGAUUGCAGCUAUAACAAGACAUUUAGCAAAGAUCUGAUGCCACAUAUGGUCACAUUGUUUAACAACCUCUUGCAGGGAGACCCCCGGAUGGCAAUAUGUACAUCGCAAAUAUAGUCCUACUUCCAAAACCUGGAAAAGAUGACUCCGUCCAAGAAAACUAUAGGCCUACCUUACUUAUCAAUCAGGAUUGUAAGAUUUUAGCCAAAAUCCUAGCUGGACGCUUAAACCCUUUCUAUGACAACUUAUUCAUGCUAACUAAGUUGGAUUCAUCCCAGGCCAACAACAGUUUGAAACAUCAACAUCAUAUGGCAACAAAACAUCAUCUGGCAACAUGCCAAGCUGGGGGAGCCAUCCUUGAUCCUGUUGCUCGAUCCCGAGAAGACAUUCAACAGGGUGAGGUGGGCAUUCCUGUUUGCUCUCUGCGGGCAUUUGCGGAUCCCUGAACCCUAUGUCAAUGCAAUCGGAGAAAUGUAUUCAAGCAUUGGAGCACAAGUUAGACUAACCAGAACAUGUCGUUCCAAUUCGUCAAUGGGACUAGGCAAGGCUGCCCCCUUUCAUCAUUGAUAUUAAUACUAAAGCUUGAGCCCCGCCUCCACACAAUUUGAACCCGCCCAAAUAUCCAUAGAGUGAUAGUAGUGGGACAACUAUUGACGGUCUCAGGGUAUGCAGAUGACCUUUUGCUUACACUGACUCGACCUAUGAAAUCCAUGAGGGCCCUCAUGGAAAUACUAGAAGCUUAUGGAUACAAGGUAAAUUUUAGGCAAUUUGAAUGCCUUCCUGCUUAAUAGCUCAGAAACAGAUACAGCAGCAAUUAGAGACACAAGCACAAGAGACACAAGCACAGCAAAUCCAAAUAGCCCACAUAGCCAUCAGGUAUCUGGGAGUCUGGUUAGCAGCCAACUCAAAGCACCUAUUUUAACAAAACUACAAUCCACUGUUUACAUUUUUAAUAGAAGGCCUGGAAAAAUUGGUAGAUAAAACCAUAACUUGUUUUGACAGGAUUAGUUUAAUCAAAAUGAACACCCUCCCUCGCAUAUUAUUUCGGUUUCAGGCACUACCAAUCAAAAUUACUAAAGAAGAUCUAGCUCCUCUACAAAAAGCAAUAGGAACAUUUAUAUGGCAUAACAAAAGGCACAGAGUCUCACUUACUAUCCUAUACCAUUCAAACAUAACUGGUGACCUAGGAUUGCCACAUUUAUUCUACUAUUACUUAGCCGCCCAGCUAACACCGAAAGCGUUAAUGGCAAUCCCCUCCAGCCAAGAGAAGAUGAGUCGACCUAGAAACUUUAUUAAUACGCACUGACCUUAACCAAUUCUACAAAUAGGAAUCAAAAGAAUACAGAGCCUUCCUACACAUGAAAUUCCGAUCCAUAGUGAAUUCCCUCUAAGUCUGGGAAAAAUAUGCGGUGAGGUAUGGUAUAGUUUCAAACCCAUCCCCAUUGAUGGCGAUACUCAGAAACCAAGCCUUACACCUAGGGAUGAGGGCUUGAGAUUUAAAAAAAUCUAGAAUAUGCAGGCUGCAAAGAAUUACGCACAUAUUUCAUAGACAUCAUAUAAUCGCCUUUGAUACAUUGGCAGACAGAAUCACCCUAAAACUAGGAGAUUUAAAAAAAAAAUAUUUACAACUUAAAGAUUUUGUCAACCAUAAAAAUAUUCGAGAGGCAGCUCGUCGGCAUCUGACGUUCCUUGAGCAGAUGUGUCUGAGGGUAUCCUUCCCCAGGGGCUUACUAACAUCAACAUAUGCACACCUUAGCUCUAUGCACACCUUAGCUCCACGACAACAGAAUUGGGCGAGUUAAAAUACACUGAUCACUGGGACAGACCUGGGGGAAGAGCUUGAAGGAAUUAACUGGCAAGAAAUUUGGGAGGCAAACCUCAAUUUUCAUUACUAUUCAAAAACAAUCUUAUAAGAUUAUGUUCUGCUGGUACACCAGUCAGGUCCAACUAUAUCAUAUGUGGAGAACCCCAAAUGAUCUCUGUUGGUGAGGAUGCGGACUCAAGGGCACGUAUAUCUACUUGUGAUGGACCUGCCCAAUGGUUGAAACCUUCUGGAAACAUAGGGAGCUAGGGAAUUUAAUAGCACAGGUUUACCAGCGUAAUAUGGAAAUUGACCCAUGUUAUUCAUUUGUUGCCUAUACCGAAGGAUGACUGGACAACAACAGAUCAGGGACAUAUGCUGCCAGACGAGCCCUGGCACAUACCUGGCUGCGGCCUGAAACCCCCUCCCUCAACCUGAAAAUACAUAAAAUUAACAACAUAUACCUAAUGGACAAACUGACAGUGGAGGUAACCUUAAAAAAAUUUCCAUAAAGUCUGUGACACAUGGAUCGCUAGCAACCUCAGUGAUUAGGUUGAGGGAUGGGAGGACAGGACGCUUCCACACUCCGCCUUGAUGGAUGUCCUAGCCAGUGCAAAUACUCCACCUACAGACCUUGACCGCUAUAUGGCGAGACCGUAAGUACACUCACCCCAAAACCAUACACAGUGGACAUUCGUUGUGGCAAAUGUAACCUCGCCACUGGUUCCUGGAGGGGUCUGUUUGCCAGCCUCCUGCCCUGUGACUAUGGCCCCUGUAAUAGACUUUGGUUAAAAACACUGUUUGUGCCUUUUUGGACUUGUACAGUAACUCUUCGAACUCCCGCAGUGCUUCAAAGCGGCAUUUCAAACUCCAAACUACUGCAUGAAACCAAGACCACCCUGGAGCUUGUUAACACCUAUUAACAACUUGGAACAUUUCUCACCGCAGUGUUCUAAUUGUUCAUCUGGGUGGCCACUAUUCCUAUGGACAAACACGUGGUGGUGGCCAUCUUGACCGACCGCAAGCCCUGAUUCUCUGGAACUGUUUUGGGCAUGGGACCAUUCCUGCGGUCGGUCAAAAUGUGACUUCCAUAUAAUUCAUGAACCCAUGAACUGAUCUGGGUGAUUUUGGGAUAUGUUGUUCACACAGAUCAGGGCUAUCAGGGGAUUUAACAUUUGUGGGGAUAUUAUGUGUUUUGCGGUACUUUUGGGGUUUUAUAGAAAAUAGUUUUUUCUGCCUGGAGAUAUAUGUUAAUAUAGUAUCUGACUCAAUUAUCUCCCAGGCAGAGGGGAAGGAUUGUGUGCUGUGUGUGGAAGUGUCGUGCCUUGUGACCUUAUUGUUAUUGGUCUGUGACUUUGUAAAUCAGUCUAACAUCAGGUCCUUGUGGGUGUACCCCUUGCAUGGGGAUUGUCACAUAAGGCCAAGUGUGGCACCAUUAAAAUCAGUUCCUCUUCACCCUCAACAUAGAGCCCCAUCUCAUGUGUGGAGGGGACGGUUAUAUUCACUCUGGGGAUUGCUAUACUCCUUAUGCUUCCCUGGGUUCUAAUCACUAGCUCUUAUAAGAGCUGUUCCUGCUAUACUCUCUGGGGUAGGAGAGGUUCAGCCACUGGAAGCUGGAUCCUGGUCUUGGGUCCAGGGUGGGUAGAGGACGGCGAGACCCCAGCCAAAGCUAAGGGCUAAGGGGCUACAGUGCUUAUGGUGUCUGGUGGAGUGCUUGGAGUUCUCGGUGAGCACUAGGGGCAUCAUUUGCCGCAGGCACCCGGUCGGGGUGCCAUGUGGUCCGUCACAUUCAUCUUUGUACAUCUACCCAGAUCCCUGACCUACUCUCGAAGGAGAUACCACCCGCCCCCUUUUUUGUUUUCAUUGUUCCUCUCUAUGUUCUCUUUUUCACUAUUCACUCUUUACAAUCUACUUUUCUUACUUUGAUAUUAAAUUAUUUUAAAAAAAACUAUUGGUAAAGUGGGCACACCGAAAUACUCUCAUUAUGGCAUAGAAUUGUUUUUACCUAUAACAGUGAUACAUGGUUUGCGAUUACCUAUACCUGUGUAACUAAAACUGAGUAGAUCGACUAUUGCAUCACCUGCUAUGCCUGUAUAUCAUCAAGUUGCAAUACUAUGCCGAUACGAAAAAAAAAACAAAAAAACAAAACAAAAAAAACAGUAAACUAGUUCUAGGUGAUUUUCAGUGUUUAAUUCAAUUGUAUAAUAUCUAGAGAAGUGACUGUUCCUUUUUUAGGUAGUCUGUAAUGGGAGAAAUGGCUUCUUUUUAUUGUUUGCACCUAUUUGCACUUACAAUAAAUAACUGAGCAUUUUUUUUCUUUUUAAACAUUUUUGUGAAGAAUACUAAAAUCUAAUGGUCAAAACUGACAUAAAGAGAUAGUAGAGGUAAUAUUGUGAAUGUUAUGUGUGUGUGUUUAUAUAUUUAUAUAACAUUUAAUUUAUUUUCCUUUGAGAGAAAUAUUUAACUGUUUACAUACAUUUUACAAAUGUGUAAACUUUAAUUUAUUUUCCCCAAUCAGAGAUAGCCCUCCUCAUAUACCUGUGAAUGAACUGUCUACAAAAAUGGUAAUCGAUAUCAUUGGAAACAUGUCCACUACUAUUCACAGCUUUCUACCAGAUCUUCAGGUAUUUCCAGCACUCGGUAACCAUGACUACUGGCCCCAGGUAAUUGCAAUUUGUAACUUUGACAAGUGUUGAGUAUUUAUUAAGCUGUUGGUGUGAUAACAUUGCUAUUUGUUCACUGCCUGGUUAUUGCUAUCUAUUCCUAAAUUCAGUGUAGACCAAUAUUUUUGGACUACCGUUGGAUCUCAAUUUAUUUGAAAGCAAGUUUAUUUACCACCCUAAGAUAGAAUACCUAAGCAAAAUUGUAUGGGUAAGGAUCAACCAUGACUUUUAUACCGUUAGCAGAUAGAUAUUCCUUGCUUGCAUAAUUUUGUUGUUUUUUUUUGUUUUUUUUAUUAAUUUAUUUUAUAUAAAUGUAAUCUGCUGUACCACUUCUCUCUGUAUUAGUUCUUCAUUUUUUUUCUACUUCUGAAAAAGUGGUACAUCAGAUGUAAUUUUCUACAUCCUUAUGUGUAUUUAUUACAAUAGUAUAUUACUUUGUCAAUUGUAUGUUUUCAGCAAAUAAGAACAAUGUUUUUUUUUUUUUUAAAUCAUCUAUUGUUAUGCAACUAUUUUAAUUAUAAGGUUUGAAAAUGCUAAUCCUAGUUAAAAAAUAUAUGAAAAGUUUGUUUAUAGCAAAUUCAAAAUAAUUGAAUCGCAUGUUUAUCUCUAUUCAUGUUUUUAAUAAAAUGGAGACCUCCACCCUUUUCCUUGAUGUAAACUGUUAUAAACAUAAAGAAUAUAUUUAUAACAAGAAAAAAAAUCAAACUGGAAAAGUGCAAACAUAGAAACAUAGAAACAUAGAAUGUGACGGCAGAUAAGAACCAUUCGGCCCAUUUAGUCUGCCCAAUUUUCUAAAUACUUUCAUUAGUCCCUAGCCUUAUCUUAUAGUUGUUAUUAUUUAAUGUUAUUCAAAACACCAAACAAAAGCAAAAAAAUCUAAGACAAACAUGAUAAAUCUCCUAAAUGCAAGUAAGAAAAGCAUAGAGUAUGGAACUCUAUGAAAGACAUUUAAAUAAUAACAAUCAUUCUUAACAUAUAUGUAGAGAGAACAAACCAAUCAAUCACUUAUGAAGUCCCUAAAUACCAACUUUUUUAUUAGGAACCCACCAGCAAUGUUUAAUUCCCAGGACUUUUCUCAAUAUUUGACUAUUGACAAGGGAGUCGUAUCCUAACACGCAGGAAAGAGGAAACCUACAUAAGAUGGAUCCAAAAGACGUAUUACCAAACCAAAUAUACUAAACCUUAGAAUGGCCGGUCUUAACAUAGUAAUACAACAAGAAACCGGGUCAAGGACAGGAAUAACAGGAAUACUCGGAGUCAAGACAAAGCCGGGUCAGGAUACCAAAAAAUCAGGAGUUAAAUACGAAGCCGGUGUCAGGAUACCAAAAUCAGGUGUCAAAUACGAAGCCAAUGUCAAACACAGGAAAUCACAAGGGAAUCACUAGGAGCACAUAACGAGGUUCUAACAGAAACCACGAUAGGGCAUUGAAUAGGGGGCUACAACAAGUCUUAAAUAGGCUUACCUAUUUUCUUAUAGGUCCACAUCAUCACUGCGAUCCAAAACAGAUUAGAAUUGCAAUGAUGACAUGGCCACUUUAAGAGUGGGCGUGAUGUCACGUCCACAUCUAUAUAUAGAUGUCCUGCCACGCGGCUGCGUAGUUUGGCUAGACCCCGCAGCAGGAGGGCGUCUGCACGGCUCGAGGGAGGAGAGUCACCCUCAGUGUGCUGCGUGGAGCGGUCGGACCGUGCGGCAGGAGGGUGUCUGCACAGCUCGUUGAAGGUAAGUAAUGCCGUAACUAUACACUGUAAUUUUUAAACAAUACAUAGUUUGCUUUUUAUGUGAGAAUUAGGAUAUUUUCAUUGUAUUUUUCAGGAUCAGUUUCCUGUGGAAGCAAGCGAAAUAUACACAGCGGUAGCUGAAUACUGGAAGCCUUGGCUAAAUGAGGAAGCACUUGUAACUUUAAGGAAAGGUACUGAGAGUAUGCUGUUGUCAUAUGUGGUCAUUGUGGUAUUUUGAAAUACAUGCUGAUAAAUACUGAUGAACAAUGAAAGGAAAUCAUUGCGUUAGCAUUUUAAAGUUGAUACACUAAGCUUUUGUUUUGUAUUGCCUGUAAUGAGAAAACGAUAACAUUACAUUAUACUGGACUUCUCCAGUAUCUCUAUUUAACAUUGGAAUUUACAUUUCAUGUGGUAUUCAGUCAGCUGGAAAUGAGUCAGUAAUUCCCCUUUGUGGUACGUAUUUCAUGGUAACAGAAAAUCAAUGAUAAAUAAAAGAAAAUAACAGUAGGAUUAUCCAUAAUGUGACCCUAGGUAGCUGCUUCAGGCCCAGGGCUUUAGACAUGGGCCCCAUUAACUGUUCCUAUGUGAAGAAUGAAGAGGGGUUCAAACUGAUAAUCUGCCAUAGCCCAAUUAGGUCUUAAUCCUUCUGUGAUUAAGUAUCUCAAAUGUACUGGGUAGGUCUCACAUAGCUCUAACUCUAUAUAUGAAUAGUUUUUAUAAAAACUACCUUUGCAGCUAUGGGAUAGAUUUAUAUUACAUUCAUGCCAUGAUGUUUGCGUUAUUUUUAUAAAUGAAUAGAUUCCGAAUUCCAGAUCUUGGCUUGGAACACUACCACUUAAGAUGUUUACUUACUAAUGUUUCCAGUGCUUCACAUAAAUGACAAGUAUAUUUCUUCAAACGAUGUGUGUAGACUGUCCAUCUUGCAAAAGCAAAGUUUAUUAGGUAACCACAGCAAUCUUUAAAUUUUUGCUGUACUUAAAGGAACACUAUAUAAAUUACUUUAGCUAAAUAAAGCAGUUUUAGUGUAUAGAUCAUUCCCCUACCAUUUCACUGCUCAAUUCACUGUCAUUUAGGAGUUAAAUCACUUUGUUUCUGUUUAUGCAGCCCUAGCCACACCUCCCCUGGCUAUGAUUGACAGAGCCUGCAUGAAAAAAAAAUGGUUUCACUGUCAAACAGAUGAAAUUUAGCUUAAAUAAUUGUAUCUCAAUCUCUAAAUUUAACUUUAAUCACAUAUUUAGGCUCUUGCAGGGUCUAGCAAGCUAUUAACAUAGCAAGGGAUAAGAAAAUCUUAAUUAAACAGAACUUGCAAUAAAGAAAGCCUAAAUAGGGCUCUCUUUACAGGAAGUGUUUAUGGAAGGCUGUGCAAGUCACAUGCAGGGAGGUGUGACUAGGGUUCAUAAACAAAGGGAUUUAACUCCUAAAUGGCAGAGGAUUGAGCAGUGAGGCUGCAGGGGCAUGUUCUAUACACCAAAACUACUUCAUUAAGCUAAAGUUGUUCCGGUGACUAUAGUGUCCCUUUAAACAUGAGGUAGGUUGUAUUUAACUGCACUUAGGCAAAAUAACAGCCAAUAGCAGGAUUUAAUUCAGAUUUAAACAUCAGUUUCAGUGGUAUGGCGAAGCUUUGUUGUUCUCAGUUGCAGUACUGGUUCCAGUAGUAUUGCACGUGUGUAGAUAAGAAAGAUGAAUAAAAUGUAAUUAUUUUUUAUUUGAUGUUGGUUCUAGGGAGUGCUAUUUAGUGUCCUGUAGAAAAGACUAAUAGCACAGCCAUUUGUUCUGUAAAUGCCAUGGUAAAAAUGAAAGACAGAUAUAUGUAUGGAAAAAAGUGUUACUAUUGUAGAAUAGAUACUAUGUUAGAUUUAUAUGCAUUCUUGCACUUCUCCUAGGUGGAUAUUAUUCACAAAUCUACAAAUCAAGCCAGACUACACAAUCAUUGAGGAUUAUCAGUCUGAACACUAAUCUUUAUUACAGUCCGAAUAAAGUGACCGUAAAUAUGACAGACCCAGCUGAUCAAUUUGAGUGGCUCGAAGAGACUUUAAAAGCAUCUAGGCAAAAUAAUGAAAAGGUAUGGGGAAACGUGGAAUAUAAACAAAAUCAAAAUCACAAUUACAGUUUUAAUUUUUCAUUCACUUCCAAUGCCACCACAAUUCAAUUUAAAUCUUUACCUUUACCUUUAUUGCUUCUAAUAUUGGAUAAAUUACAUUUAUGGCAAAUUGCAUUUUUUGCAGGGCUAUUUACUAAAUUGAGAAGUGCUGGGAAUUCCAAGGGAAUUUAAAAAUUUCGGCCAAAAGUCCCCAAGUGCGUUCUGUUGUCAGUUUCGCUACAUUGGUUUAAAUUUCCAGUAACUGUAACUUUAGUGCAUUCACUUUUUUUUUUUUUUUUUUGUUCCAUAUAGUUUGAAAGACUUCUAUUUAGAAAUGUGAGACAAAACCAAAGAGCUAAGAAUUUACUAAUAAGUCAUGCAAAAAAAAGUUAAUUUAAAAGUUAAUCUACUACUUAUGUUGUUUUUUUUUUUUUAUUGUAUUGGUUUUAAAAACGUAUUAAUUUAUUACAGUUGAACUUAAUAAAUACAAGUAAUCUAUCUAGGUGCGCUGUGUCUCUAAGACAAAACCUAUUUUAAAGUGCAGCAAGUGUUAUAAUGUGCAGAAGUGCAAUUUUCAUUAAAGUACAUAAACCUCCCUGUUACUUAUAUAUCAAGGAUAGGCAACCUUUGGCACUCCAGAUGCUGUGGACUACAUCCCCCAUAAUGCUCUAACAUCCAUAAUGCUGGCAAAGCAUCGUGAGAGGUGUAGUCCAAAACAUCUGAAGUGCUGAAGGUUGCCAAUACCUGUUAUAUAUUGUGCAAAAUGUGGUUUAAAAUACAUAAAACACUCUAAAUUUCAUAUGGUGAUCUUCAUAUAUCACAACAUAUAUAAAAAAAGAAAGAAAGAAAGAAAGAAACAGGAUACAAAUAGUGUAAAUAUGUAUAACCAUAAACCCAGAAUAUAAUGGAUACAGUAUACAUUCACAAAAGUAGAGCAGAUAAGCCUGCUCUAACUGUGAUAGCUCCAAAUGACAUUCCCUCCUCGGGUAGAAAAUGACAGAGGCAGUCGAUCCACUUUUUCUGAUUUAUUGCACAAAAUACCAUACAGCAGCUUCGUCCAGAAUCCCUCCUUUUGGCAGCAGUAUAACAGUUGCUUUUAAUCUACUUUUCUUACAAAUAUGCUCAGUAUACCUGCUCUAUCAUCAGUAGAUGUUGAUGGAGACAUGACUUUUUUACAACUGAAUAUGAUUUCCUUUUUUGUGUAGGUAUACGUUAUUGCUCACGUGCCAGUUGGAUUCUUGCCAUUUGCAGCUUUCACAGCUGCAAUGGGAGUAAAUUUUAACGAGAGACUGGUGAAAAUCUUCCGAAAUUACAGUGAUGUUAUUUCCGGGCAGUUUUAUGGACAUACUCACAGAGACAGCAUCAUGGUCCUCCUAGAUGAAAACAAUGGUAGGACAAUACACAUGAUACAUAUAUGGUGUUAUUACAAUUCUCCAAGUUUUAAUAUAAUUCUUGUAAGGAUGUAGGAAAUAUAAGCUUUAGAUUUUAAUAAGUACUUUGGAUAAACCCCACACCACCAAAAAUAAACUACAACCCAAAAAGGAUAUAUUCUAGUGUUAUUCUUAAUGGGACACUCUAAUAACUCAUGGGCACAAUCAUAACUAUGAAUUUUAAAUCAGAUUCAACAGUAAUUUAAUGUUCAAUUUCAUAAUACUGUAGGCAAAUAUGAAUAAUGUAUGUGCUACAAAGAUGUAAAAGCCAAUUUAGUUUUUGUCUAAAUGCAUUGCCACUGCUUUUUCUCUGUUCUGGUACCCUAAUUUGCAGGUGAGUGUGUUCAAUAAACUGAGCACUGGUCUUCAUAUAUGCUCCACAAUCAUACCUAUGUGCCUUGCAAGCGUGGUGCACUGAGGGUAGGGUUGCCAUUUAGCCAGUAUUUUACUGGCACAGAUUCGAGGCUGUUUGACCGGUGCUUUUAUUGCAAAACUACCUCCAAUGCAAAGACCAGUAUUUUUCGGACAACACUUUGAUAGAGUGGUAAGAGAAAUUGAGCGAAUAUCAUCCUCUAGUACACAUGGCAGGUACACACAUUGGUAUAUGCACACAAUGACACAUAAUGUGAUACACACACACUCAGACAACACUGUGCACACACUGUUAUAUACACACACUUACACAAUGAAACUUACACACUUACACAUACACAGUGCCACAUACACAUAUCGUAAGUACUUUAUUAGUGAUUUAGGGAAUAUUAUAAUUUUUAUUUCUUUUAUGUUGUGUCCUGUGAUGUCAUGCAUACAUAAGUUUGUUAAUUCAUAUGGCUUCCUCCCAAAAAACUAACAAAACACAAACUGUUAUAGCCGCUAAGGGAUGGGGCACAACUCUAUAUUAAUAUCUAUAAUUUUGGAAUGGGAUUUUCAACAAGAUCAUACAGAUGUGAUAGCCAGGUGUCAACAUGCUAUGAGCCAUAUAUAUCUUAACCUUCUCCAGUCCCAUAUUUGACCCAUAGUAGCCCUUACUUUAUACAUCUUCUGAAAUUCCAGUGUCUAUAUUCAUUUUAAUAAAGAUUCUAUGCUUAUGGGAACACAAAAGUGUAUUCUUUUAGUUGCAUUAACUUCUUUCCUUUAACAGUUCUGAAAAAGCCCUCCUCCAACCUAAACUUCGUUUUAAAGCAUUUUGAAUAGAUUAUAAAUAAACUUCAGUUCCAGCUCUGACAUUAAUGAAUCUGGUUUCCACUUUGCAGUCAAUAGAAAUGGUGACCAAUUAUUUAUUUGGGGUGCUAAUCUGGUCUGAGAAGUAAUGAAGCAGUGUCUAAUGCAAGGAAAGAUCUCAAACCAAUUACUUUUCUGGUGCCUCACUAAAAUUCAAGACAGCCCUGUGCAAGAGCAGGGGUAAUGCUGUGUAGUUCUUUGGGCCAGGUUUCUUUGUACAGCCUACUAUGUCACUAGGUUUGUCAUUUUUAAUGACUGAUAGAUGUGAAGGGAAGGGUUUCUGAAGAAGUUGUGCUUGUGCAGGCGACUACUUCCUCGACACCAAACGUUUCAUACCAUGUCUUCCUUGACCCUCCUUUCUAUACAGGGACACUGUCAGGAUUACUGUUUGAUCCAGCACGUAGAACUGUACAGCAUGGAUGACAAAUAAUUAACGUAUUACCGGUCCUUAGAAUGGCCGGAUUUAACGUACAAAGAAUAGUCAAAAAUACUAGCCGAGGUCAGGGAACACAGAAAGGGACACAGCGAUGAGGAAAGCCAGGAGUCAGGAUACCAGAAUAUAGAGAAGUCAAUAAACAAAGCCAAAGUCAAAAACCAGGUAGAAAACUAUAAACAGGAACGUGCUCUCGGACAACCACAAGGGAAACCACGACAGGGCACUGAGCAGGCUGAGAACUGGGCCUAAAUACCCCUCCUUUCUUUCUGAUAGGCUGUAACCGGCCUUUGACCCCAAAGUCAGUUACCAGGUUUCAUUUGCAUAAUUGCUGCUCAGCGUUAACCCUUCUGUGGUUUAGGUUGCUGCUCGGCACAACUUUUCCUGCGUGGACAGUAAAUGUCAUUAACCACUUUUCUAUAAGCGGAUGAAUACAUGAGACCAAGUUUCAUUUGCACAAUUACUGCUCAGCAUUAAACCUUCUGUGGAUUAGGUUGCUGCUCGGCACAACUUUUCCUGUGUGGACAGUAAAUGCCAUUAACCACAUUUCUAUAAGCGGAUGAAUACGUGACAGACACAACCUUGCUGGUACAAACUGUAGCAAGAAAGUUAGAAGUGCCAAACUGUACUUACCUUUCUCAAGCCAUUUUUUAAGAAUGGGGACCUACUGAAUGCUCUAAGCCAAUCAGCAGUGCCUCUGCCUGGCGGCAGUCCAUGGCUUCCUCUAGCUGAUUUUCUGAAAGCAAAUUUGGACAGGGACAAUAAAGGAAUUGUGCUGGAGCCAACUUUUGGGUUAAACCGUUUGUGAACAGCUUAACCCCUAAAGUUAAGGAAGCACCAGGGACCUCCUUGCACCAUAACUUAAUUUCUAUGACUUUCUUAUGUUGUCCUAACUGUGUGUGGGGGACAGAUGGCAAAAUUAUGUAUUUAAAUAAAAAAUAAAAAACUUAUAUCCCCCUCCCUUUUUACCUUUGGCUUUGGAGGGUGGAGAAUAUAAGGCAAGCCCUGGCAGUCCGAACAGUAUUGAAUCAUUUGGAAAGCCUAUUAAAUAAAGGACAAAGUGAGGUGUCAUAAGGAUAGUGACUGAUCUCCUGCUGUAUUUGUACUGCUCAGCACUUGGAUAAAAAGAAUGUAAUGGAAGAAAAGGGGAAACCCUUAAUGGCUCCAAAAGAUGGAUGAUAGAAGAAUUGGAAGUGGGGAAAGAAUGGGAAAUACGAGUUGAUGGAAGUCAGAAAUGAGGAAAGAGGGAGAGUGCAUGGAAUAUUGGAAAAAUUAUACUAUAUUCAAUGUAGUUAUCAAAAUGUAAAUUUAUUUGGGGAAAUAGUUAUUUACAGCACAUUUAUUCAUUAAUUAUCCAUUGUCUUGCAGAGAAGCCAGUUGGAUCAGUGUUUGUGGCUCCAGCUGUGACACCAAUAAGAUCUUUAUCAGAAAGUGAUGGCAAUAACCCAGGAUUCAGGUUGUAUCAUUAUGACACCGGUUGUUAUAAUUUGUUGGUAAGUACAGAUUAUUAAGCAGUGAUUUGUUUAGAUGUUUACUGAUCUCUGCUAAUCCAAACCAUAUGUGUAUCUUCUAAUAAAACCUUAAAACCUAUAAAUAUUAACAUGUAUUCACCUAUGUUUGGGUCCUAAAUACUUAAAAGUAGUUGGUGUAUGUGAUGAGAAUGUAAUUUUACAUAUCAAGCUUUUUAACAGGACUAUUUUCUCAUUGGGUCCAGGUUGCUCUUAGAAAUGUAUAGGAGUGAACCACUACUGCAAAGGUUGUAGAGUGGUGUGUUGUGGUUAGUGCUGCUGUAAUUUCCUUAUUACAGUCCAAUGCUCCCCCACUAGCAGCUACAUAGGGACAAGCCACACAAUCUCUACUGGACAACCGUUUGAUUUCAUCAAUGCUUGACAGUGCUGUGAAACUUAGAGAUGCCAGGGAAAUUAGAGAUAACUACACUUAAUCUGUGAGGGAGGAUGAGAACUGAGCAAUUGAGUGUCUGUUACACCCCUCCCGAGGAGGACUCAUGAGGAUGAUGGGAUAUGUGUUGGGAUAUCUAUCCUCCAUUAUCUGACAGGUCCCACAAACCAGGAGGGAGGAGACAAAUGCUUCUUAAAGUUAAAACAUUGCACCUCUGAUGUGCCCAGGCAUUUUUAUGUUUUAGUUUGCACAGAAUUAUCAGAGGGCCACCAUGAAUUAAGAAAGGAACUGGGCACUAACGUCAGCAGGAUACCCAGGUAAGUCCCAGGGGCGAGGACGGCUGGGCGAACUAUGCCGCCCUCCGGCGUUUAGGGACACCCUUUUCACCCCUUAAGGACCAAACAUCUGGAAUAAAAGGGAAUCAUGACAUGUCACACAUGUCAUGUGUCCUUAAGGGGUUAAGGACGGCAUAGUAUGCCCGCCGUCCUUAAGGGGUUAAGAACAGAGGCAAUUGUCUGUGUCUUGCUAAUGAAAUUCUCUAGAUUUUCUGCCUGGGUUGUCAAACAGGUCCCUCAGUUUAUAAUUAAUAAAAUCAUGUAAAAAUAAUGAAUAAAUAUACAUGUACAAUUAAAUUAUUUAUUUUAACAUCAAGUAAUUUUACAAAUUUUAUAUUGGAGGAGUUGGCUGACAACCCUGGGUUUUGAAUCUGUCAAUCACGCCGAUCUGAGUCAUGUUAGCGCUUUGUCAUCGCGAUCAGAUGAUGUGGAUGGGUAGCAUUGAGUGCAGACAUGUGAAAACCUGAGAAACUGGUUUUCCAGUUGCACAACUUUACAGAAUUACAAGCAAGCUCUUUGAGUUGAAAUAAUGAAAUGUUCAACACAAUGCUGUAAGGACACUUUAUAUAUAUACUCCUACAGUCUGUUCUUGCAUUCUGAGAUUAGUCUGUACUUGUGUUGAAUUUAAAACAGAAUUCUGCUUUGUGUAUUUCAGGAUCUUUGGCAUUAUUACUUAAAUCUUACGGAGGCAAACUUGAAAAAAGAAGCUAUUUGGAAGCUCGAAUACAUCAUGACUGAAAUAUACAAAAUUAAGGAUCUUCAGCCUGAAAGUUUGGAAGAACUUAUACAGAGAUUUAGAAAACCAGAUAGCAUUGACUUUCAAAACUAUUAUAAAAACUAUGUAGUGCAUUUUGAUUCCAUUAAGGGUUGUGAUGGAUUAUGUAAAGCAGUACAGGUAUGCUCAAUACAAUAUCUGGACCGAGAUUCCUAUAUAAAAUGUUUAAAAAUGUACAAACUACAAUAGUGACCCCAUUAUAACCAUGCAAUAGUAAAGUCUACAUCUAAUUUCCAAUGUCAGAAUGAGUGGAGCCGGAGUGGCUAUUAAUGGUGGGCAGACUUUUGUGCUCGUGAAUAUAUGCAACCCACCAAUCUAAUCUAUCUCUGGUAAAAAUUAAACACACACCUUUAAGAAAAUUUAAAAUUAAUAAGUGUACAUUCUCUCCAAUCAAAAUUGGAAAACUAAAGAUUAAAAGAAAGGAAAAAAAAAAGAAAAGAAAAAUGUAACUCCCAGGGCAUUUACCAUAAAAAUUAACCCUAUUAGCUGCAUAUGAUGCACCCACAGGAAAGUUGAACUAAAAGGCAUAUCAGUCUGCUUACAAGCUGUGGACCACUGGGACAGGUCAUUUGGAUGUGUGACCAGGUGAAGUGAGAUGGCAUUUCUCCUAUGGGAUCUGCAAUGUGCUUUUAGUACUGAUGUGCAAUUGUAAGAAUUGUCUAAGCCAAAGCAGAAUUUCACUAUUGUGGCAUGCUAUGAUUUGAAGACACAUGAAAUAUACUACCCGUGGGGAUAGACUGUGAAAUGCCAUUUUAUUUCCACUUUUGUAUGCAGAAACUAGGGCUCAUUUUGCAUGGUCGAUACCCUGUUAGGUUUUUUUUUUUCUAUUAGGUUUUGUAAUUUCCUUUAUGUUUGGUAUUGUCUUGUAAGGAUUGAGAGGAGUCCUGGGGAGUACAGCCUUUUAAUUAUUUUAAAAUUUAGUUUUGUGUUAAAAUUGUGUCUGAUUGUGCUUGAAUUGAUUAGUCAUUACAUUAAUGCAUACCCAUUUGGGAUAUGUCUCUGUGUCAUGAUGUGUUUGAGCUGCCUGUAUUAACUCACCAGCACCCCAUAAGUACUAAACCUUCCAAUGUGUGUUUUCUACAAGCAUCAUUAAACAAAAUGGUAUGUUCAUGGCACUAGGUACCUGCAUUGAGCACUGAAACAGAGCACUGAAACAGAAGGCCUUCAUUGACUGGCCUUACAUGAUUCACAGGCAGGAUUCACCCCAGUCUGUCCUAUCAGUAAUUCAGGCAAAGCCAGUGAUGUGAUUCUUCUCAGGAACUCUGGAAUUGGGAGGUAUCCAAUAAGAUAUAUAAAUGGAUGGAAUUCAUUCUGGAAUUUACUUGAGCAAUAAAUAAUAUGUAAGCCUAUUUAGACUUGCAAUGAUUACCUCACUAGACCAGGCUAUUAAAAGAUAACAAUACUGAAAUCCAUGCAGAAAAGCAAUAUUCUUUUAAUUGUAUUUCUUGAAAAGGUAGAAAACAAUAAUCUGUAUAUAGUGAGUUAUGGAUGUGCUGUAGAGGUUUGGGAUUUAUAAGUCAUUGUCAUAAUCUUGUAACAGUUUGCAAAGUAGCCCUAAAAAGUAAAAUCGUGAUAAUCUGAUUUAUGAAUGGAAUGUGCAUGAAGAAUUUCCCAAUCUACUUAUGACUAUACUUUUGCAUUUUUUGUGCAUUUGUUAAUUGUCAGACCCGUUUUAAUCAUUUCCAGUUUUGCAACUCCUCGAAAUAAUGCAUUAAGUCAUACCAGACAAUCCUUAAGGUAUUUGCUUGCUUUUCUUGGUGAUGACUGAAUUUAUUUACAUAAAUAAAUCGUAAGCCAAGUUGAACGAGGUCAGCAUUAAAUUUAGGCAAAUGUAUUCAUAUGUAUGCAGACUAAUUUACAUGCACCUUCCCUGCAGUAUAAAAACAAAUAAUUUUAUUAGGUGUGUAUUACUGAAUCCUACAUUUCCACGAGUUUAAAACAAAAAUCUUUCAGAAUUUCCAGGUAAAAAGUAAAGCAUAGUUAAUACUCUGUAUAAUAUACCUACAAAUAAUGUUUUACAUAGUAUAGAUAGAAAGUCCCAAGUAGUUCUUGGUAUACAGUCAAAACCUUGAUAGUAUUUUAGUGUUCUCACCAACUUGGAUAUAUUCAAUAAUAUGUAGAAUGAAAAUAAGCAACAAGAAGCACAAAAUAGUGUGACACUGCACGGGUCAAGGGUAAUGAUUUGAAAUAGAUAAAAAUGCACUGACAGAAAAGGAGCUAUCUAUUAGCUCUCAUGUAUCAGUGUCUGACAAUACAAUCCUUGUCGAAGGAUAUGUGAUGGAUGAUCAGGUAGAGACUUUUCAGAGAUGUGGAUAUGACCGCCAAAAGGCUUGGACUUCUUACAUAUAAUACACAAACAUAAAGGAAUCCAAUAUUGGAAUUCAGGAAAACAUCAAAAUUAUAGGUAUAAAAGAGAAUAAAAAUACACUCGCAAACAAAGAGCUUCCAAUUUAGCUCUUAAAGGCAUGAAGCGCUAUAAUCCCUGCUCACAGAUGUAGCUGGGAUUGAGUAAUCAUACGAUAUAAAACAGAAUAAGAAUAAAUAUAGUGUUCUCUGUUUGUGUUAAUCACUAUUUUUAAACAAGAAGGAAAUAUAUUUGCAUUUAUAGGAGCAGAUGUAUGCUUAAUGGAAACAGUGUGGGUAGUAUACUCCCCUAUCUACCUAGAUAAAUACUACCUACCUUUGAUAAAUUAGAAAUGGUGCAACAGUGCCAGCAAAUCGCAAUGUGUUUCUCCUCACAGGCUUUUUUAAGUGACCUGUUUGAUUUGAGAUUAAGUAUAUGAUUUAUUUAUUUUAUUUCUUGUCUGGUUAUUUACAAUUAAAAUUGGGUAUACUAUUGUGAGAGAAAACAGCAGUCUGAGGUUUCUCAAUUAAAUGCCCCAUGGAGAGAUGUUUAUUGGAGCAGGAAGUUAAACCCACAUGAGAAGGACUACCCCAUUGUUGAGAAGGAAUGUCUGUUGGGUAGAACAUUCAGAUUGAUAACGGACCAUGCACCUCUUACAUGGAUGUGUCAGAACAAAGAGAAUAACUCCAGGGUAACCAAAUGGUUCCUGAGUUUACAAUCGUUUCAUUUCACUGUUGAACAGGAGGGAAGGUCUAAAACAAGGCAUUGCUGAUGGGCUUUCCAGGGUAUACUCUCUGAUGUCCAUGGUUGCUCAAACCCAUGGGUUUGAGCUGGUGGGGAGAAUGUGUGAGAUAAAAUGUGGAAUGGUUGUUGAGGGAAGAUAUAUUAGGCCUGCUUUACUAAACAGCAGCCUGAGGUUUCUUAAUUAAAUGCCCUAGGGAGAGAUGUUAGGUUUCCAAGAUACAUUGCUGGUACUCUGCAAACCACGGUAAGGGCCCAUUGGGCGGAGCAUUUGGAGAGCAGGGUGGGCCAGUGCUCCAAUAGCACUAGCUGCUAUGUAACAGCCAGACCAGGACUUGUGUAUAUACCUUAGACAUUCCAGAGACGUGAACUAAUUAAUACUCACCUGUUACUGGUCAAUUAGCAGGCAGGCUUUUAAAAGAAAGGAUCAGCCUACUGCAGAGUGAGGGGAGGAAGAGCCAGAGGAAUGGUGUGUCUUGCAUGUAUAUUUUUGUUAUUGGUAAGUGGGAAAGCCACCCAAUUCCAGAUAGUGAUUACUGUGUUUAGUAAGUGCUCAAACAAGAGCAAGGAGUUUUGUUUUGUUUAUUUUUUAUUUUGAAGCACCUGUAUAUUUUGCACCAAAUAAAUCGGGAAAACUGAACUGGAUGUGUCCUGGACUUUGACUACCCUAGAAGGCUGUGGUUACCAUAAGAUCUUUGACAAAAUCUUACCUGUAAAAGAGGUGGUUUGUUACACUAUUCAAACAUAUUUUUAUUUGGCUCUGCUUUCAUUUGACCACUCUCGCUAAUGCUAUCAAGAAGUAACUUCCUACAACCCACCAAGUUUUAGUCCAUAUUUUUUUAACACAUCAUGGACUCUAUACUUUCUCUUUGCACUGUGCAGUGACACAGGUAUCACUUGCCACUUGCACACAGCAUUCAUACCCUGUACACAGCAUCAUUGCUCUGCACACUGUAUUCAUACAUGAUAUUCACAUACUGCCCUCAUAAUUCACAUUAUUCUUACAAUUUAUUCUUUUUGAGAUGUAAAUCCAGCCUGUCUACCAAGACACAUGCCGGCAUGGGGCAUGGAGAGUGACCAGCUUACGGUAGUUAAGUAGAUGAUUGAUGUUGCUGAGUAGGUCAAUCAAUAGAGUCUUUAAGGACUAUCUUGUUAUGACAACAUAGAUGACAAUAACUCGAGCUCAGUAAAGGUAGAAAAUGAAUGGGGCUUAACCUACGCUAUCCACCAGGAGACCGUUAUGAAAAAUAUAUAUGUAAAACAGGUUAUGGUAUGUGCUUUAUAAUAAAGUUAAAAUGUUUUGCCUCAUCUCUUUCUGAUUAUAUCUAUCAGCAGUCAUUAUCUUUUGUGGUAUUGUAAUUUUUUUUUCUUUUCUUUUCUUGUUUUUUUGUUUUUUGUUUUUCUUUCUGCUGUCUUCAUUGGCCAUAUCAGUGGGUCUCUUAAUCUCAGGCUCUUUGAUUCCUUGAACACUACAAUCUAUUUCACCUUUUAUGGAUAUUUUCUUGAUAAGGACUUUCUUUUACUCCCUUGUUUGUUUCUUCAUAUUGUCUUAAUUUUGCUUAUGGUAAUUCCGCAUGUAGAAAUGCAUAUUGUACUUUUUGCACCAUUGUAUACUCUGACUAGAUAGAUCAAUAUAUUCACCCACUCAAGCCAAUUGUAAAUACAUGACAUAUGCAUAGUUCCCUUUUCGGGAUAUAUGCGUUAUUAACCCCCUCAAAACAAGAAUACUCAGACACUUUCUUUUGAGAACGUUAUCACAGCUUUAUUAUUAAUAAACACAUUAUUAAAGGUCAACAUAUUUUAACAUGAUCAACCCCAGCUCUUUUAACAAUUCUACCCUAACAAUGACCCCCAUAACAAACAAUAUUACCAUAUAUUAACAUAUAAAUAACAUCUAACCACUUAAACCAUUGCCACUGAGGGCAUGAUUUUCCAUCUUUCACCAUGUAGGGUUAUACCAAGAUACACCCUACACACACCAGGUUCGGAGCUACUGACGAGCUCGAACCAACCAAUAUCUAUCCAAACCUAACAGUUCUAGACAAACAACCUACACCCCAACUUGUUUAUCCAAUCCCCGCCACAGCUCAGAGCUCGAACUACCUGAGCGCGCCACCAAAAACAAAGCCCGCUGCAGACCCUCCUAAAAUCCUAACAAGAAAUCUAUACACACGUCUGAAAGAUGCACCCCAUCCUGCCUAUAAUAACCUGCAAGAUGCGCUUCCAACUCUUGGUGCCAAACCACAACACCCCCAAACCCUCUAACAUAGGUAGCCAACAACUUAUUUACCUUCCCUCUGCUCUAGCCACUGCCCUGGGAUCCCUGGUGUGACGCCAUUGCGACCGAGGAACCAUCUCAGACCAAAUGACAACUAUGACAGGGAUCAACUGCCUCAGCCUCUCCAAAUCCUUCUUCAUCCUGGUAAUUAAGUCUCUCUGAGAAACCAGCCCCAAGUCAUUCCCUCCUGCAUGUAUUAAAACCAAAUUAGACACCAGACCUUCACUAAUCAACCUGAACAGUGUAGAACAGACCCCCUGUCACCAGCCCCCCUGAGACCAAACCUCUGAAGUUGCGGAGUAAUUAAAUGACCUCCAUUUGUUUAAAUAUACAUAGGGAUUUAGUAGAGGGCGCAGGUAACUUUUUCUUUGGUCCCAGUUUUUCCAAACAUUUUCGUAGGCCGUCCAGAUGGACGGCGCCAGCACCCCUUUGAGUCCUCCAAGCAAGAGGUCCUGAGCCACCACACCUCCUCCAUACAUUGCACACCAUCCUCCUGCGUGCCUGUUGCCGCUCCCUGGAACCAUUCCCACUGAAAUUAAGAAAGCGAAUCAGCCACAGCAUUCUGCAACUUUGGAACAUGCCGAGCACAGAACACCACAUUGAACUGCCUGCAAACCAAUACGAAACGGCAAAGAAGCCGAAUGACGGAUAGAGGAAGCAGACAACCCAUUACUGACAUGUUGUCAGUGAAGAAGAUAACUUUUUUGUCGUACAACAGGCGACCCCAUAACGCAAAGGCCAUCACCAAGGGGGAAGAACUCCAAGAAUGCCAAAUUACGAAUGAGGAGAAUGGCCUUUCACUCGUCUGGCCAUGGUUCCGCACACCAGCGCAACGCAAAAAACGCACCAAACCCAAGACUGCCCAACGCAUACAUGAACAGAUCCAAUUUGGACGAGGAAACUGCCAGCUCCCAAAAGUACACUCGUCAAUUAAAAUCCUGGAGAAAAAACGUACAGACAUCCAAAUCUGCCUUCUUUGGCACCACCCCCAAGGUGAUCACCGAAGAUCGCGCAAUGGGGGUUCCCGAAAUGGCCCAGCAAUCCUCACCAGCUGCACGCCAAAACUUCGGCCAAAUAACAAAACAACUGUGAGCAAUGGUCGGGGGCUUUUCCCCCAUGACAAUCGCCAAGAUGCAAAAAGCCCCCAACCAAUUCCCCAAAGUUUUGGGAAUCUUGCGGUAGUGGCGUUGCUUCUCCUACUCUUUCUUAGCAUCCUUUUUAUCCUCCUCCAUGUCCAGAUUGUCAUCAAGAGGGAGAAGAGAAAAGAUUUUGAGGAAUUCCCCUUUCCAAAUCUGCUUUUUUACCUCGGACUUGAGGUGACAACCCAAUGGCCCUGCAACGGAGACGUGGACAUUUUGACGUGUUGCGUCUGGAAUCCCCCCAACCAGGUCAACCACCUCUGACUCCCUAACUAAGAUAAUUCCCCCACUGUCGGCGGUGCGACCGGAUCCCCAGUGCCCUGCCUACCACCCACCGGGACUGCCUCCGCGCCCGCACUCUUCUGCCCAAACCCCCACUCCAAGACUCCAGCAAAGAUUUGAGACCCUCGAAAAGAUCCCCAGACUGUUUAAUAGAAGACAUCAUCCGAACCUCUGGCCGUCAAAAGCUGCAAGGCUGCUGCCCGGUGUCCAAUGUCCAAGUCCAGGUGCGACAGCACCUCCAGCCGCAGGUCCACUUCCUGAGGUCUAACCCAGACCGAGGGUGACCUGGAAUGAGAAAGCACAGUGGGUAGGCCGUGUGACCGAUUCCUGACCUGCCUACUCUCACACCUUGCCCUGCUCACACAUCCCCUGCUGUGGCCGUCGUAAUGGUCCCUAGGGCCGUAACCGCCCCUCCCCGCUCCUUCCUCAUAGCCCCUGGGGGAAUUCUUGCCAGAUUAACCUGACCUGCUUCGCCUUCCCUUUCUGUCGUCCUAACAGGGGAACCCUGGCGACCUCCUCGACCUGGAUCCCUGGGUGAUCCACUGCCAUGGCUGCGCCUCUGGUCCCUAUAUCCGCUCCGAGACCUAUCCUGCGUCCUGUGCCUAUCAGCGCCCCCAUGGAUCCAACAUGCCUUUCCUGAGUGCGGCCGUUAUAGCCCACUCGUACAGGAGAUCUGCUUGA
Molecule: messenger RNA, 52448 nt
Organism: Pelobates cultripes (western spadefoot toad)
Lineage: Eukaryota; Metazoa; Chordata; Amphibia; Anura; Pelobatidae
Source: the annotation of a GenBank genome assembly